Molecule: messenger RNA, 54632 nt
Organism: Pelobates cultripes (western spadefoot toad)
Lineage: Eukaryota; Metazoa; Chordata; Amphibia; Anura; Pelobatidae
Source: the annotation of a GenBank genome assembly
GCGGAUUUCAAACUGUGUGUAAUAGGAGCGGCUGGUUUUAUCGGUGUCUGUCUGUUAUUACUGGCCGUGCGGAGAGCACCGAGCCCCCACUGAGGAGGAAUGGCCGCGGAGACACCGGCAGAGAGGUGUGUGUUAGAUAUCGCCGGGUUAUCCGAGCUCAGUGUGUUUACCAUCACCACCCGCACACCGUGUGCCCAGUCCCAGGGCUGGCUUUAUCGGACUCCCAGGAUCAGCACGGGGUGUCCAUAAAGAGAUGCUGCACUGUGGGGGGGGGGAUACAGCGCUGUCCAUCCCGGGGGAGUGCUCUGCACAAUGCUGGGCGCCGUGUACACCCGGGGGAGUGCUCUGCACAAUGCUGGGCGCCGUGUACACCCGGGGGAGUGCUCUGCACAAUGCUGGGAGCCGUGUACACCCGGGGGAGUGCUCUGCACAAUGCUGGGAGCCGUGUACACCCGGGGGAGUGGCUAUAAACAUUAUGGCACAUAUACUGACCAUGGUGGUGAUUAAAUAUACAUUGAUGGCUUUUUAGUCCGGUAUUAUUAUUAUUCAGUAAUUGUAUAGCACCAACAUAUACUCUAGUGCUGUACAGUUGAGAUAACAGACAAAUAAUGAACUCGUACAAUGGGAUAAUAUGUAAGUAUAUAGUAAUCUUGCUCGAGUAGGACUGUCCUUAUUUCCUUUUGUAUGUCAAUUAUUGUUAAAGGACCAUUACAGUGCCAGGAAAACAAACUUGUUUUCCUGACACUAUAUAGUCCUUAGGUCCCCACCUCCCACUGGGCUGAGGGGGUUCAAACUCCUUCAGCCAGUUACCGUUAUCGAGCGCCAGGCUCACUCUGCGCUGGUGACCUCUCCCUCUGACGUCAGCUCCCGAAUGCUUUCCUAUAGACGUUCUGCGUGCUCAAUGCGAUUUUCGCAUUGAGCAUCGCAGAAGCGCCUCUAGCGGCUGUCAGGAAGACAGCCACUACAGGCUGGAUUUCUCUGAAACUGCUAUGUUUGCAGCUGCAGGGUUAAAACCUGGGGGACCUGGCAUUCAGACCACUUCAUUGAGCUGAAGUGGUGUGGGUGACUAUAGUGGUCCUUUCACAUUGUAUAACUGUAAAGGUUAAAGGGACACUAUAGUCACCAGAACUACAGUUUAGUGUAGUUAUGGUGUCUAUAGCCGGUCCCUGCAGGCCUUUUAAUGUAAACACUGCCUUUUCAUAGUGUUUACCAUACUGCGGAGGAACACCUCUAGCAGCAGUGACUCAGAUGGUGACUAGUGAUGCUUCCCGGGUCAGUGCUAAACAAUGUGCAGCAUUUAUGUUAAAGGAACACUAUAGGCACCCCAGACACUUCAGUUCCUUGAAGUGGUCUGGGUACAGUGUCCUUAUUGCACACACAGUUGCAAGAAAAAGUAUGUGAACCCUUUUGGAAUGAUAUGGAUUUCUGCACAAAUUGGUCAUUAAAUGUGAUCUGAUCAUCAUCUAAGUCACAACAACAGACAAUCACAGUCUGCAUACUUUUUCCCCCUGCACUGUGAAUGUUUACAUGGUGUGUUCAAUAAAAACACGGCAACAUUUCAUUCUUUGUGUGUUAUUAGUUUAAGCAGACUGAUUGUCUGUUGUUGUGACUUAGAUGAUGAUCAGAUCACAUUUAAUGACCAAUUUGUGCAGAAAUCCAUAUCAUUCCAAAGGGUUCACAUACUUUUUCUUGCAACUGUGUGUGUGUGUGUGUGUGUGUGUAUAUAUAUAUAUAUUUAUUUAGGGAUGCACUGAAAUUUCGUCUGCUGAUCUUUUCGGCCGAAAAUAGGUAAAAUUUACCAAAAAAUAAAUAUAAGAACAAUCCAGAUAGCACUCCCAGAAAUUGUAGUUAAGAUAAAACUUAGCUUUUAAUUAGCUGUAAAAAUAAAUCGACGUUUCAGUCUGUUACACACAGACUUUCAUCACGACUAACAAAUACAAUACAAGUGCUUACCUAUAUACCAAAAUACAUACAAACAAUUAACUUACCCACCACUGGAAUAAUCUCCUGCUUCUUGUCAGCCCAGUCCGAAUCUUGUGCGGGUUCUGCCGGCGUCAAUGUGUGCGUGACAUGACGCGGUGUCAUGACCACCUCUCAUGAGCGGCCGUUCGGCCUCAUUGGGAGAUCGUUGCUAUGGAGACAACCUCCCAUAGCAACAUAUACACAAUUAAUAACCACUUACACUUUCGCUGGAAACAAGCAGUAAAGAUGCAUAAAUCAUCAUUCAAUAACCGUAAAUGAUCAGUAACAUGAAGAGAGCAUAAAGUAACCAAUCAAAGUUCAAUAUAGGGUUAAUAUCCAAAAAACAGAAAUAAUGAUGCUACUAUUAAAUAAGAAUUGCAUUAGCAUAGAAGUUAGUAGAAAAGAGACCCCAGGUUGAGGCAUUCCUAUAUACAAAAUCAAUAUCUAGAGAAAGAAGCAGAACAUACUGACAACCCAGUAUUAAAUACUAUCUGAUGAAAUAUAUAGUUUCUUAGUAUAUUUGCAGUGAUCAAAAUUAAUUCAUUUAAAUUUAUGUAGACAGAAUAGUUUGUGUGUACUAGACUGAGGGUUUCUCUUUCAAUUAUUUGAUUAUGCCAUAUGAAUUAUCACCCAAUUAAGCCUGGUGUUAUUUGUACCUAUUGGGUGGCUACAUCAGUGUUAGCCUUGAGUAGCUAUAUUUCUUAUACUAAAUGCUCAUCAGGAUAAUACUUCUUUAAAUGACCGUCUUUUGCAAUUAUACUUCUACCUAUUUUAGGAUAGAUUCUGUCCCCUAGAACGUAGUUUAGAAAUGUGUGGAAUCACUUACUAUGAAAUGAAGGCAGUGUUUAUUUGGUUGCAGCCUUAGGGUAAGAUUCAUUUUGUACUAAGAAACUAUAGUUUCAUCAGUUGCAUCAGUUACUGAGCAUUUACUGUUACACUUUCCCCAGUGUGUGUGUAUAUGUGUAUGUAUAUGUAAGUUUCGGAACACCACAACCGACUUGUGCACCACUAACAUAACUCUGCUUAUUGUCCCCGACCACAAGUGUGUGUGUGUGUGUGUGUGUGUGUGUGUGUGUGUGUGUGUGUGUGGGCAUUACUGGCUAGGCACCCCCACUUCAAACCUGCAAAAAACGACUUAAAAAUGUACCUGUAAUCCAGUGCUGGGCAAAACUCCCGUUGUUGCUGUCCUCUUCUGACAUUCCCAUGGGCUUCAUAGAGAAGUCUAUGUUUUGCCAGCUCAUAGCACAUGCAUGCAUUCUGUGACAGCGUGGGUAGGGAGUGUGACAAGAGGGAUGGGAUUUAAUAAUAAUAAAAAAAAAAAACAGACAAUGAGACAUGGUGUGAGGGAGGCAGAGAGAGUGAACAAAGAGAGGUAGGGAAGAGCAAACUCACGUGUGUCAGGGGUAUAACUGGCACCUGCCACAAAAGUGCUUAUUUCUCUGUUUGAAGCAGAAAUGCUGCACAUACAGAUAACUACCACUAUGACCACUUGACAUCACUAAAGAGAUUAUGGUGUUUGGAGUAACCCUUUAAUGUGAUUUGUGUAGUAGAUGCAUAGUCCACUACACAAUGCAAAAAGAGUGCUUACCCAAAUGAGUUGAUGUGAUUGAUUACAGCAUGUUUUGGAUCAGUUUGGCUGCAUUAUACUAUCAUGAAUGAACCAUCUGUCAGUUCAUAUGAGUGUUGUAAAUUAAAGGGACACUAUAGUUACAAGAACAACUACAGCUUAUUGUAGUUGUUCUGGUGAGUGUAGUAAUUCCCAGCAGGUGUUUUGCAGUAAACUUUUUUGUUUUUUUUUUGUUUUUUAACUCCUAAGUCCACAUCCACUUUAUCUAUUUCUGGUCAAGUAGGCAUGGCUAAAUUUCUGAGUCAAAAUUAGACUGCACUUCACAGACAAAAUAUAUAACCGAGCAAAAAAUAAAAAUAGGUGAAAAAAUAUCUAUAUCUUUGUGCAUUUCCAGCCAGGUUUUGGGUUGCGUUAAUUGUAAAAGCUGCAUUUCUAUAGCUCCCUACCUUUCCUCAGAUGUGCUGGCCUAGAACCUGAGAUGGGCAGAAACGGUGGAUAUUAUAUGUGGUAAAACAUAACUAAAAUGUAGUUAUUAAUUUUGAGAGCCAAAUUAAAGGGACGCUGACACCAAAAGAUAAACUUAGAUUCUAAUAAUAAAGUUGUACAGUGUACAUCAUUUUGGAAAUGUCAAAUAAUAUAAUUGAUGUCUUUUUUUUUUUUCCUUUUCAUUUAGAUAUUUAAUUAAAAUGGAUGAUGAAGAUAUAAGUGAAAGAAAGCUAAAGAUUGCUUCCAUUUUAGACAGAGUUAAAAGUUUUAAAACGAAGUAUGGAACAGAAGAUAACUUGACUGAUGAACUAACAUUUUCAAAGUCGUCUGCUGAUACAACAGGUAGAUAUCAUUUUUCUUCUUUUGUUUUAUUGCCUUGGUUUGAUUUUCAUAUUUUCAUUAUACUAUCAAUAUUUACUACUACUAUAUGUACACGUGUCCUCCUUGCACACCUCAAACUAUAUAUUUAGCAUGUUUAAAAGAACAUUGUAGCAUUAGAAUUACAAAACUGUCUCCCAAUGCUAUAGUGUGCCCCUGUCCCUAAAGGGGAAAGGGUUUAAAAUACAAUUUAUGAAAACAAGCAAAACCCAUAAAGCAAAGGGCUUCUUUUCUGUUUCUGUAAACAUAUUUUCAAUUUAAUUGAUUAUUGUAUCUAGUACAGUAAUCUGUAGAUAUGAAAACCUGGACAGUAUACAGCUAUAAAUGUGUGCAGAUACCAUAACAUUAAAACGUAUGCAGAAAUAUAAUCCGUACAUUGUGUGCAGAUACCAUAACCUAGUCCCUACUGCCCACUAGUGGGCGUUUUGUGAUUUCAGGUGGGCGGUGGUGGGUUCUGUAGAAAACAACCGGUGGGCCUAGAUGGCCGUGGACCAAGGCCAGCAGCGGGGAUCAUUUCAUCUCCCCUGCCGGCCCAUGCAGAGCCAGCCUUGCUGUAAGCCCUCUCAGACUGGUGAUGAGAUCAAAAAUGUUCCACAGUCUACACAUCUGGUGGUCAUGCCCUUGCAUAACAGCGUACUGGCAGAUGAUCAACACAAAGAUCAAGGAGGUCACCAAAGAUGACCUCCACCUACAACCCUUGACGAUGCUUUUGCAUCACACUGACCCGCUGGUACUUAGUUUCAGUAGAGGGAGGGAAGGGCCUGGGAGCCUCUGUGUUCCUCCACGCGAGCAGCCUGGUCAGAUCGUUGCCGUGCGUUACCAUGACAGCGCUCCGAUACAGUACUGUGCUCGCAGGAGGACAGGAGAGUCUGCCUGCAGCCAGAGGAGCUGCAGGCUAAAGUGAACAUGCCACCACUGGACCACCAGGGCUUGCAGCAUUAUGUACCCCCUACCUGGUAAAAGGUAAGAAGGGAGGGGGAGACAUUAAGAUAGAUUUUCACAUCUCAUCCACCUACACACAGAAUAGACCCUAUGCACCUUUCACACACACUACACUCCACACACACAGACUGCCCUGUCACACACUGCACCCCUCACACACAGCAACCCUAACAAACACACACUCUGCACCCUUCACACACACACCACCCCACAAACACACAUAGAAAAAAAGUAGAAUAGAAAAAAGAUACAUUUAAGUACAUAUUUCUCCUUUCUUAAAAAAAAAAAAUCAUACUUGCGCUAUAAAAUUAGUUAUUGUGGCACUGGUGGGCGGUAAGGAAAUUUUACAAUCAACAAAUAUACAAAAGUGGGCGAUAGGUAUUAAAAGGUUGACUACCCCAGACCUAGACAGAAAGCAACUAAUAUCAGUACAGUGUGCAGAUCAUAUCUAUUACCUAGUUUAGGGAGGGAGACCUGUGGACAUAGGAAUGUGACGUGCUGACAUUCAUGCUGGGAGGUGGAGUAGGGAAAGAACGUCAACAGAGAUAAUGGGCAAAAAAAAAAUCCACAAGGAAUUUCCCAGCAAGAUAAAACGCCAUGCACAGUGCUCUGACUUAAUGGAUUCUGUGGAGAGAGGGGAGACUGUGAGAGACCAGUAGAAUGGAUUUAUUGCAGUGGCUGAAAAAACAUUGGUCAGUAUGAAGAACGGAGGGAAGUGAUAUCCCUGGAGGGAGGGGCAAAGGAGGACACAACAGAGAGCAAUAAAUUAAAGAUAGAUUCCUGAAACCAGAGGGCAUAUAAAACAAGCCUAUCAGACAGCUGGAAUUCAAAGCUCCUGACGUCCGCUCCGAAUGCGCGCGCAGUCAAACCGCCUAAAGGAAAGCAUUACUCAAUGCUUUCCUAUGGACGUCAGCAUCAUCUCAGUGUGAUUUCCACACUGAGUAUCGCGGAAGCGGCCUCUAGUGGCUGUCAGACAGCCACUAGAGGCUGGAUUAACCCUCAAUGAAAACAUAUCAGUCUCUGAAACUGCUCUGUUUUCUGCUGCAGGGUUAAAACCAGGGGGACCUGCCACCCAGACCACUUAAUUGAGCUGAAGUGGUCUGGGUACCUAUAGUGGUCCUUUAAGAAAGCCAUACUGGGAUACACUGUAUACACAAAAAAUACAAAGGAUAAUGAAAAGGAAAAAAAUGUGAUAACUCUUACUCAAAGAACUGAUGUGAUCGAAUCAAAUAUAGCAAACAUGGAAGAUAGAUCAAGAAGACUAAACCUGAGAUUCUGUGGCAUUUCAGAAGAAAUACCAUAUGAAAAAUUAGAAUCUCUAUGAUCUAUUUAGAUCUUUAGAAGUAACCCUCCCAAAAACAGAAUAUAUCUAUCUAUCUAUAUAUAUAUAUCUCUAGAUAUCUCUAGAUAUCUCUAGAUAUAUCUAUAUAUCUCUAGAUAUAUCUAUAUAUCUCUAGAUAUAUCUAUAUAUCUCUAGAUAUAUCUCUAGAUAGAGAUAUAUAUAUAUAUAUAUAUAUAUAUUAAAGAUUCCAUCGCCUCUUUAAAGCAAAAACUGUGACUCCACUCUUAUCAGUAUAAAGAAAAAAUACAAGCAGCCUUCAGUGCAAAACUAAAUAAAGAUGAAAAAUGUCAAGAUAUUUUAAAUAUAUCAAGAUCUCUCAAGCUAUACCUGAACAUGGAGGAAAAACUUUAGUCCCAAUCUCUCCAUAUUAAGACCACAUCAAAUAAGAUACUUUUGGAAUUUCCCUAACAAAUUAAAGAUCAUCUGGAAUGGCCAAAAACCUUUAAAGACCCGGACAAUACCAAAGAUUGGCUCAUUAAAAAUAAACUAACAUAAUUACUCAAGCAGCCUUACUCAUGAAUCAUAAAUAUCAAAGAGAAGAGGACAGUGAAGAUAAGAGAAGAAAAUCCAAAAAUAAAAACAGAACUUUUCCUCUUUUUUUCUCCCUCUUUCUUUAAAUUAAUGCAAUUAAGCAAUAUGUUUAUAAACGUUAUUUGAGCACUUAAUGUAGUAGAAUAUAUAUUACUAAACAUAGUUGGUUAAGCAAAAAUAAAAUCAGAAACCGCUCCAACCAUUAGUCAACAAAUGGGGAGGCCCCGAAUUUUAGAAGGGAAAGAAAGGAAAAAUGGCACCAGUGGCACCCAACCUGGCAACAAGGGAAGAUGAAAAAGAAUAUAUAAGAAAUAAGAGGAAUUACACUUUUUUUUUUUCUUGUAUUUAAUAGCACAAGGGGAUUAAGGAGAUAUAAAAAGUAUAACCAAUAAUCUAGGGGAAAUGAAAAUAGAGAAAUGUAGAAUAUUUUAGAAAAUUGAUUUAACAGGCACUUAACAAGAGAACGCACAAUUGAAGAAAAAAAAUCUUCCUUUUUAAGUUUACGCUAAUUAGAAUGAAACGAUUUAAUGUACAAUCAAAAAAAUAUAUUAAACAAAAGGAACUUAUAAAUACACCGAAGUGCACACACCUACACAAGGAGGAAAAGAAACAAAGGGUUAAGGGAAAGAGUGAUAGAUUUAAGAGUAACACAAGUUUUGUAAAAUGAAAUGUAAAAUAAUCAGUUAAAACACUUUAGAAAAAUACUCAACAAUAAACUGAAAGUGUGUGGGAUGUAGAUUUACAGGGUUUUCCCCUUUCCCUUUUCCACACACAUUAGGAACAUUAAUAUGUACUUGGGUGAAUAUAUAUAUAUAUAUAUAUAUAUAUAAUCUUUUUCCUAUACCAGUAGUAUAGAUCAUCUAACCGCAGUACGCUUUUCCCACAGGACAUGUGGGACCUAUAUCUCAGUAAUAUUUUGUAUUAAUCGAGAUACUGUAUGACGGGGGCUUUCUGCCAUACAUCACUUUUAUCUUGGGUUGAACGUUGCUUGGGAUCAAUCCAUCUUAUUUUUAUGUAAUCACAAAUAAUGUUUUUUUUACUUUUCUAUAAAACUUUGGAAACUCAUAGAGAGAGAGAGAGAGAGAGAGAGAGAGAGAGAGAGAGAGAGCAUCGAGAACAGACAAGAAAAUAAAAUUUAAGUUGAUAUCAAUAAAUGCCCGGGGGAUCAAUACACCAUGUAAAAGGUCUAUAAUGGUGGACUUCCUGAUAAAAAAUCAGGUACAAAUUUGUGCCCUGGAAGAACCCCACUGGAUAAGAUCUAAUCAAAAUAUAAUUAACUCAUCAAGAUACCCCACUAUUAUAAGUGCGGCUCUAGAAUACAAAAAAAAAGAGGCGUAACAUUUAAGUUUGAAAAAAAAAAAUUAUCUCCAUAAUCAUUAAUCAUCAAGAUUUAGAGCUAGAUUCUAAUAUGUGAAAUAAAUAAGAUAUUCACGUUAGUUACCAUUUGUGCACCAAAUAAAUCUACAAUAAAUUUUAACAAAAGCGUUGAAAAAAGAGCAGAUUAAACAAGGGUUGGUAUUAAUUAUGGGUAAUUUAAUUGCGUAGUGGACCCUCUGAAAGACAGAGCCAGAAUGACAGAAUAAGCAGGAAAAUAACUGAAAAUUGCAAAACUUACUAAAGAAUCAUAAUCUAAGUGAUAGAUGGAGAACAUUUCAUCCCUCCGACCUAGAUUACACAUGCUAUUCUAGAACUUUCAAUUCAUACUCCAGAAUUGACCUUAUCCUGGGUAACCUGACCAUGCUGUAUCUUGUCAAAAGAAUAGAGAUACAGGAUAUAGCAUGGUCAGACCAUAGUCUAAUUAUGUUGGAAUACGUAGAUAAUUUUGACACAUUUUAAAAAGAGUGGCGUAUAAAAGAAUUUUUUUUUUUUUUAAUUACACAAAAAAAUGUUGAAAAAAUGUAGAAUGUAGAAAAAAUUAUAAUAUAUAUAUAUAUAUAUAUAUAUAUAUAUAUAUAUAUAUAUAUAUAUAGAUAUAUAUAUAUAUAGAUAUAUAUAGAUAUAGAUAUAGAUAUUAUAAUUUUUUUUUUUUAAUAAAAGCAAAGGCACACUGGAUGUCAUGGUCUGGUGCGCUUAUAAAAGUGCAGCUAGAGGCCAUUUGAUAAAAAUGCCAGCCACUGCAAAUAAAAAAUGGAUUUCCGCCCCUCUUUAAACUGUAUAUAACAUUAAGCGAAUAUAAGAGGCAAAAUUAAAAAAACACCUUCCACACAAAUAGCAAGGAAGAUUGCAUAAACAGUUAAAUAUUCAGCUAAUGAAUAAAGCAACCAAACCGUUAGUAGCACUACAAUCUAAGUGCUAUCUAAAGGGUAACAAGCCAGAAACAUUAAUGUCUAAUUUAAAAAAGGAAACAUAAGAGUAAUAUUUAAAAUAAAAGCUAAACAAACCUUUCUAAUGACCCCAGAAAAAAAAUAGGUAGAGCGUUUCAGAGAUUUUACCAGUAUCGAUAUAACCUACCAAAAGAAAUAUAUGGCAAGGAAAAAGAUUGAGGAAUUCUUCGAAAACGUAUCCAUGCCAAAAAUCCUACCCGACCAAUUAAAGCUGAUAAACAAGCCUACAACAGAAAUAGAGAUCAGUAAAUCCACAGAUAAAGACUGCCCCAGGCCCAGAUGGCUUCACAAAUUCAUUUUAUAAACUAAUAAAAGACCAACUAAAAGGGGAACGUACCACCAUUAUCAACUAUAUAAUGAAAACCGUAAGCUGUCCUUGAGAGCUGUUGAGUGAUUAUUGUCCCUAUCCCAAAAGCAGAUAAAGAUUUUCAACCGAUUGGCAAUUAUAGACCUAUAUCAUUAAUACAGUUAUUAAAAUAUUCUCUUCUAUCCUUGCAGAUAGAAAAAUAGUCAUACCACAUUUACUUAAUAAUGACCAAGUAGGAAUCAUACCAGGAAGGUCUUCAAUCAACAAUCUUAGAAAAAUAAACAUAUUAGAAGAAACAGAGAAUAAUGGAACCCCUCUAUUGCUACUGUUAAUGGACACAGAGAAAGCGUUUGACAGGGUUGGAUGGGGUUUCAUGUUUGCCACUGCUACUAAUAAUGGUGCUAGAACCUCUUGUGAUUUUAAUAAGACAAAAAAAAAAAUUAAAGGAUUUGCAAACUCCUUAGGACAAAGUAAAGUAAAUUAAAUAUUUACGCAGAUGACAUUUUACUAACUUUAGAAGAACCAAAAAUCUCAAUCCCAGAGCUUCUGAAGGAGAUAAAUAAAUACGCCAAAGUGUCAGGAUAUAAAAUGAAUAUAAAGAAAUCAAUAUUUAUAGCUAAAAAAUUGAACAAAAGGUUAAUUUUCUUGUUCAAAACCUUGGGCUCUCAGAAAACAAGGACAGGCUAAAAUAUUUAGGUAUAACAUUAACCUCAGAUUUAAAAGACCUAGUAGAAGCCAAUGUUUUUAACCUUAUUAACACAAACUAAUAAAAUCUUAAGGGAUUGGAAAGGUAUGGGGAUUUUCCUGGUCGAGAAGGAUCAAUAUCCUAAAAGCAUAUAUCUUACCAAAAUGGCUGUACCUAUGGAGAAUGAUCCCACAAAAAUUUCCAGAAAACUUUUUAUCUUGACUACACUCAUCCUUUUUUUAAAUUUGUAUGGGGCGACAAGAAAGCAAUAGUUAAAAUGAAGGUUUUGGCUACAUCAAGGCAGGAUGGGUUUGGGGUGCCCGGAAAUUUUACAAUGCUAUCAAGCUAGCUGACUUUUCCAUAUAUUGCUGCAAUCCAAGAAACAUGAUAAAAAAUGGAAAAAGCUAAAACCGUGGUAGGAAAUUUGAUGUCAUUAUUUUGGGUCCUAGAUGUGAACAAAAAAUCCAUCAAAGGGGCACGAACCAAAUCUCAGAUACUCAAAGUUAACAAGUUGGUGGGACAAAUUCUCAGACAACAUAGGUCUCAGAAAUAGAAUAAUAGUUGCGCUCCCUUUUUCUAGUAGCUCAGAUAUGUUAGACAACAUAAAAAUAGACACUUGGAAGACUGGGGGGGGGGGGAUAAGGGAAUUUAAAAAUAUACUGGUGGAACAUGAAAUUAAAACCUAUCAAAUUAUGGAGGAAUUCAACAUUCCCCCAAAGACCCUUUUUAACUUUCUGCGAAUUAAGGGCUUUUUAGCAGAAUAUCUCCUUCAAAAUGAGGGGGAGAAAAUUACCAUCUACUCAAACAAAAAAAAUAUAAAAACCUAAUUGCAAAAUGCGCUAAAGUUUUAUAUACAGAUGGAGACACGAUAAACCGAUAGAACGUAUUAAUAAAUGGGGAAAAAGAACUACAAGUACAUAUAGGAGAAGAAGAGUGGAUAAGCUCUCUAAAUAAAUUAAAUAAAUAUGUAUAGUGCCUAAAUCUUACAGAAACCCUGAAAUUAUUUUUUUUUUAAUAUAUAUAUAUAGCCAAAGUUUAAAUGAGUGGAGCAGAGACAUGACAGAAAUACUUUCAAAGUGUUAAAAACAGUGUUUAGUUGAGUAGACCCAAAUAUAGCUGGAAUAGCUAGGUGUUGAUUGUACUUCUAGAUCAGCUGGUUUUAAACACUGUGAGAGUUUUUCUGUCAUUUCACUGCUCCACUUAUUCAAUCUUUGGUUUUAAUUUUUAUAUAAUAUAAAUAUUUUUAUAAUCUACUCUAACAAACUUCAUUUGGAGAGGAUGGAAACCAAGAAUCAAACAAAAAUUGUGUAUUAGUAGAUCAGAGGGAGGACUUAAUUUUCCAAAUAUCAAAGGGAUCUACCAGGCUAAUAUUAUAGCCCAUAUAUACAGACUUCAAACUAAAAUAAAUGCAAACCAAAAUUGGUAUGAAAUAGAAAAAUCUGAGGUAAAUUCUAUUUAUUUUUUAUUGCAUGGGACCCCAACAUAAAUCUAGAUCAUAAAUAUUUGGAGAGCUAUUGUCUGACAUUUGGGCAGGUCUUGCAAGCUUUGGUUAAGAUAAAGAAAACAUUGAAUAUGCAAGAAUUUAUUCCAUCUUUUCUCCCUUUAGAAUUUUUAGAAAAUACCAUAAAAGAUAUAAAUCUAAAUAAUUGGAGAACUUGCAGAACAUCUAUAAACCAAUUGUUAAAAAGAUCAGAAUUUGGAAAAUUCUGACAAAGUAGAAAUUUUUCAACUACCAUCUAUUGAAAAGGUUAAUGUUAACAGUUAUUUAAACAAAAAUAUAUCAUUAGAUCUUCUAGAAAUUGAUUCCAAGCUGAAACUCAUUUAGCAAUUAAUUGUCUUAGUCUAUUAGAAACCUAUUAUAAAGUAGCUAAUAGAUGGUACAUGGUCCCAAUACGCUUAGCAAAACUAUCAAAUGUGAAUUCUUCUAUAUGGUAGAGAUGUGGCUUAAAAGAAGGCAAUUAUACCCACAUAUGGUGGAAAUGUUUAAAGGUCAAGAAAUUAUGGUUCCAGGUAUUCGAACAACUAGAUGAUAUAUUCAAAAUCAAACUAAAUAGAACCCCACAGGUAGCUCUACUUCAUAUAGACUGGCCACCUUUAAAACUACCAGCUAAACUUUGAAUAAUUCAUUGUUUAACAGCCACUAAAUUAAUAAUAGCUCGAAACUGGAUAUCACCCCCAAAAAAAUUUUGUUUUGAAACUAGUGUUAAAGGAUCACUAUAGUGUCCUCACCCUCAGGGUCCCCCUCCCGUUUCGCUGAAGGGGUUAAAACCCCUUCAGUAGCUUACCUUUAUCUGGCACUGGGGAUCUCUCCUCCCCCGCCGAUGUCAGCUCCCGAGUGGAGCUGCAUGCGCGGCAAGUGCCACGCAUGCAUUCAAACAGUCCAUAGGAAAGCAUUUCUCAAUGCACGUUGGAUGCGAAUUUCGCAGCCAGCAUCGCACAUGCGGCUUUCAGGAAGACAGCCACUAGAGGUUGGAUUAACCCUGCUAUGUAAACAUAGCAGUUUCUCUGAAACUGCUAUGUUUACAUCUAAAGGGUUAAAACCUGAGGGACCUGGCACCCAGACCACUUCAUUAGCUGAAGUGGUCUGGGUGACUAUAGUGUCCCUUUAAAUCAAUUAAUUUUCCAAAUCCAGAUGGACAGACUUACCUGUGGUAGAUACCUAAAAUCUUAAAAAAAAAUUUUUAUUCUUUUUUACAGAUUUGGGACGAAUGGCUAACCAAAUUCAAACCAAGUCAAUAAUAGAUCUCAGACCAAGAGAUGCACACAAGUCCAUUUAUAGCCAAAAAUUGAGAUAUAGAUGGUUACACCUAGACGCAAAUACCUCAUGAAGGCACUUACAACCCCCUCUUAUUACUCCUUUCCUGACACCAUGAUAGUUUUCUUUAUUUAUCAAUUAUUCUUUUAUAUAAUUUUUUUUUCUCUCUUCCUCUUUAUCCCUUGACAUAGAAGGAAUAAUACAAAAAAUAUUGUGAAAUAAAACUGUAUUGUUAUGUCUUGUGAUCAAAUGUAAACACUAUCUUUUUUUUAUUUUAUUAUAAGAUAAAAUUUAAAAAAUAUUACCCAGUUUAGGGGUAAUAUUACACUGCAUUACCCUGUUUUUGAGGUAGUAUUACACUUUAUUACUCCGUUUCUGUGCUUUUAGAUGAGAUUAUAAAAUACAAGCUGUGCUAUGCCCAAAACAAAAAUGGUGUACAUUCUCCAUCUCCAUGAAGAUAGGUUCACUUAUAUGGUCUCCUAGGAUACUGUAUGCAUAUCCAUGGUAACUGGACGCAAGGUAGAUAUAUGAUAUCCUGCCAGUGGUCAGGGGCGGGCUGGGCAGGGAGGCAAUUGCCCCCCAGGCCACCCUAAAUCCUUUUAAAACCGUCCGCUGCAGGGCCGAUCCUAAUACUGCAGCCGCCUAAGCACUCUGUUAAGAGCCUCAGGCGGCUGCAGCACAGCUUCUUCCCUUCCCUGUAGCGUGGCCGAGCUCCUCUCCGGUCCACGGUGCGCAGCCGGAGUGAUAGGAAAGUGUGCACUUCCUGUCAGUCAGGCUGGGUACAGGAAACAAACUCCUAUACCGCACGGAACAGGAGUGUGCACCUUCCUAUCACUCCGGCCGGGCACCUCGGACCGGAGAGAAGCUCGGCCACGCUACAGGGAAGGGAGGUGGGGGGAGGGGAGGAACAGAAGGAUGGGGGGAGAGUAACAGAAGGAGGGGGGGGGAGAGAGCUGUGUAAGGGGCCCCAAAAAAAUGGAGCUGCUUCCAAUUCUCCCAGAACAUUGAAUUUUGUGACCACAGUUGCAAACCGCCUCCAGAGAUCCUGUUCUACACCAGACCAGUGGAGCCAAACUGGAGCCCAUCAUCCUCCUCAUCUGGUUGUAAGUAGGCAAUCCAGUAUAUUAUUAGUGACACUAAUCUAUAAUUUACCUCGCUUUAAAGGGACAUUAUAGUCCCCAGAACCACUUCAGCUUAAUGAAGUGGUUCUGGUGUCUAUAGCCGGUCCCUGCAGGCUUUUUAAUGUAAACACACACUGUGAGCAGCACUGGCGUUAGUUCAUAUGGCAGAUCAUAUGGGUGGGGCAUUGUGAUGUCACAUGGGGGGGCGGCAAAUUCAGCUGUUCCGCAUGCAGCCACAGGUGGCGCUGUGCUGGGAGAAUGUGAUUACUCUUUAGUUCCUCCCAGCCUACAGAGCAGCGCAUGGGAGAGAGAAGAGGCAUGAUUUAAUCUUACAACAAAUCCGUUAAGCAAAUCUUUAUAAAUUUGGGGGGGAUCAGCUCUGUUUACACAGUUUAUUGGUGUUUACUCUGAUGUCUGUAUUAAUAUUGAGAGAUGUCUAAGUAGUAAAGUCAGUGUGUGGAUGUUGGGGUGUGCACGCUGUGCGGUCACGCAUGGUGCCAUGACAACAGAGGCGCCUGGCGGCCAACACAGCUCACAAGUUGGGGACACCAGCAUAUUCAAUUUAAACAAUUCGCUUGUGUUCCACUGGUGCGCACCAGCAGUAGGUGCAGUCAGAUUAUAUCUUCUCCCUUGUGGUUCCGGCGCUCAGUUAGUGAGUCGGAGCACAGGCUCAGAGAUUCUCAGCCUGCGCUCUGACAACAGUCAGAGCCAGAGCCGUGAAGGAGCGGGUCGGGCAAAGAGCUACUGAUUAGCAUAACAUCAAUAUCCGUUAUAAAACCAGGAAAAGAUGGGCAUGGAUGGUGAACUGAUUUGGUGGUGCAAUGGGCCACUUGACUGGUUUUUCCCCCCAGGCCUAAGGCUGCCAGCCCUCCCAUGCCAGUGAUUCUCUAAAUAUAUAGCAAGAGCCAUCCCCAGAUCAGGCUCAGAAUCCAGCACUGACAUGGCGGCGGUAAUGGUAAGUGUGUGUUCGUGCUGGGCGUCCCCGCUGAUGGUGAGUGAUUGUUUCCCGUUGAGUGUCUCCUGUGAGGGUGAGUGUGCUCUCUGACACUUAGUUCUUUGUGACUGUGGAAGGGCGUAUGUUUACGGUUACCUUGGAGACAGUAGUCUGCACUAGCUGGAUACAUAGUAUCGGAGACAAACACUGUGUCUGAGCUGCCAGAGAGCGGGGACAGAGCCUGACACAGCACAGAGUCUCUCUCGCAUGAUCUAAAAUUAAUAAAAACAAUUGAUUUCCGUGAUAUAUAUACAAUCAUUUGCGGUUGUCAGGGAGCUACUAGUAGAUUGCUGGAGACUCCCGGACCAUCCGGGAGGAUUGGGAUGUCUGCGCACGUGGGGGGAAGGGGGGGUUGCAAUUUUUGCCAGAUUUUACCCUUUUUCGGCCGAAUAGGAUAGGACUCUUUUUUUUGGCUGGAAAUUUCGGUGCCUCCUUAGUUUUUACUCACACGUUUUGAAAAUACUUGAAAAUAAAGCUUUGUAAGUUUAAAAAUAACCUGGCUCCUAGAUUCAAAAACCCUCAGUUUAGUAGAUAUACCCCAAUGAAUACAUACAUGUAUAUUUUUAUGCUUGUAUUCAUUGGGGGUAUAGCCUAAAAUAGAUUACAAAAGCUGCAGUUCUUAUGACUGCAGCCUUUGUAAGCCCCUCCCCCCUUUUCCCCAAAAGAGACUUUUUCAGUAGAGCGUGCCUGCCACUUCCCUUGGCUCAUGGGAGCUAACGGAAGUAGGAAGGAAUCCUCCCUUUUAUAUAUUUAUAUAUUUUUUUUUUAUAUAAACAUAAACUGGGGUUAAAUGAGGGUACUCCUCACCCAUAAAGCACUUAAGCAAUCUGAAGUUCUUUUGGGGUGUGGAGUGGUCUUUUAAGACUGAUAGAAAAAGGUGCAAUGUAUAACAUAAAUUAAAUAAAGAUAUGGGCAGCUACAUAAAUCCACAAGCGACUAAAACUGAGUGUAAGCUCAUAGAUCAAAAGGUAUGUGCGCUCGUCAAUAUAAUAAAAUAGAGAAACCUAUAAAAUGCAAAUAUACAUUUAUUAAUAUAAGACUUGUAUAUAUGUGUAAAUAAUAUAAAUCAAACAUAAAAUCAUGACCACACUAAUCUAAUGCUGGUUGACAGGAAGUGAUCCUAAGAGAGGCAAAUACAGCCAUACAAAUAUAGAUACAAAAGUAGGCAGUAGGCUUGAGAAAGUCCCGUGGGAGGGAUGAAACGCGUAGACUCGCUACACCUGAUUGUUUGAUCCUCCGAUCUGCUGUUGCUGGGAGUGCCUUAUGAACUAUUGAGAGUGAGAGCGUUUUGGCGAUUACAGCUACUUCACGAUCCCUGUAGGGGGGUUGGUCUUUUUACACCGCAGGCUUUUUUGAAGAUACCGGCCACGGUGUAACAGUUCAUCUUUUACUGACGGAUCAUCACUAGUUUUCGUUGGGAGUGUGUUUCCAUCACACCGCGGUCUUUUUAGAAGAUCCCGACCGCGGUGCAACGGUCAAUUCCCCCGGGGGUCUGCUAUCCGCAAUUGUUCACCGCUCCAUGUAUUUAUCAUAUCCUCUCAAGGUUUCUAUCAUCAUUUUUUAUUUAUACCUCGGUGGGGGCCCACACCGAGGCAAGGUUCUUUUUGUAUACAUGUAUAGGUUUUUUAUUUUUAGUUACAUUGUAGGCAUUUGGAUCCUUAGACACUUUGUUUUAUACAUUGUGUCUAUGGUGGUUUCAUCUGCCUACUUUUGUAUCUAUAUUUGUAUGGCUGUAUUUGCCUUUCUUAGGAUCACUUCUUGUUAACCAGCAUUAGAUUAGUGUGGUCAUGAUUUUAUGUUUGAUUUAUAUUAUUUACACAUAUAUAUCUUAUAUUAAUGAGUGGUCUUUUAAGCCAUAAUGUAUCGAACUCCAUGAUACAAAAAAAAAUUACCUUUUUAUUUAGUAGAUUUUCACUAUCACCUCCACAUUGAGGUUGUGGGACCCAAUCAAUUAUCUGUAUCUUUAAUCGUGAGAUGUUCAGUCUUAUUUCCUCAGUGUUGGGUAAUUGGUAUGUGACGGAGCUCCUAUACUCAGGCCAAGAAUCCCUUCUGUUCUGGGACAGAGUACCCAAAGUGAUUAUAGCUUGCCCCAAGAAUUAUCUGAGGCUUAAUGAAGGGGGGUGCUUCCAUUCCUUAUAGAGAGUAAACCCUUAGCCUGUAAGGAAAACAUAUUUUGUUUCCUGUGAACAAAUGAAUUCGGCUAAUGAAUGAGUGGCAAAAUCGACAUCCGGCUUUAGCAGCUUUGGGAAGCCAGAGGUUGUAACCAUGCUGCACAGAUGACCAAGAGGGCAAACUGUUGUAUAACUAUUACCGGGAUACUCCUACAUUCAUAGACACUAGUGUGGACUGUAAUGGUAAUGAUGGCUGUAGUAACACUUAAAGAAAAUACUUUUCAUAGUUAGUACAAUUUCCACCAAUAAAAUGAAUGCAACUAAUUUUACUUUUGGAACUUUUUCCCCUUUAGGGUAAAUUUAUUUUAUGUGCUAUUUAUAAAUGAUUGGCUUGUGGUAUUGCAGCUGUCAUCUUAUUUGUCAUACAACUUGAAUUUGCUUUUAACCUUACAAUAUUAUUUCUUCUUUAAAGAGCACACUGGCAUCUUCAACCAUCUGCUAACCCUUAAAGCACCCGAGGAAUGGCUGCGGUUUUUAGUGAAAAUGGAAAAUUCAGGGUUACCCCAGACUGACAGGAUGCUGCUCAAUAAACUGAUUGAAAAUUACAGCCGUGCUGUUGGGGCUCUUCCUGCAGAAAAGCACAGUCACAAUGAGAGCUAUGCCCAGAUCCUUGUGCGUUUUGCAGAACUGAAAGCGUAAGUGUGAAUAUAUAAUUUUCAGACAGCAGCAGUGCAAGGCUCGAAGUGUAAUUUUGUUUCUCUGCAUUUGCACACAGACAUUUGAAAUGGUAAUAGCAAUAUAUGUGGGAUUCACUUCAGGAGAUUUGAGAAUACUUGAUUACCAGCAAGAUUUUACUUAAUUAUCUUGAUUGUUCUUUAGUUGUGAUUUGAAACAGAGAUAAUUUAAGUGAUCUAUACUUUUACAUUGAAAAAAUUUCUACUUGACUAAUAAAUUUAUUGAGUUAAUUUUUAUCUUUCUACAAAUUGUAAUCAGGUUAAUUGAUCCAGAAGAAGCACGUGAACAAUUCCAGUUGGCAAGAUUAAAUUGCAAGAAAUUUGCUUUUGUGCAUACAGGUUUUGCGCAGUUUGAAUUAGCUGAAGGUAAGUGAAGACUGGUUUUAUGAUGGAUUUAUAACGUUAAACCCCUUGCCUUUCUCAUGCACUAAUUACUAUUCUAAAACCUGAGUUUUUUGUCGUUCCAAUGGCGUUAGGAUUAGUGUCUUCAGGACCAUAGAGCACUGGGUAGAGGUCAUACUUUCACUCCACCACUACCUGAGAGUGUCCAAAUUAAGACUAAAUUCCAUAGAGUAGGUUUAAGCACUAUGGCAAACAUGAAAUGUAAACUAGCAGAGUAGGAUGGUUGCGGUCCAGGGUAUUCUCUGUGUCAAAACCAGACGGCAAAGAAUUGUGAUAUGGAACUGCCAGUCAAAAAAAUGGGUAUGAGCACAAAAGGUCAGACUAGCCUCAAGGCUUUAUGGAAAUGCCAUACUACGACACACAUGCUCGAUGUGUGAACACACUGAAUGUCAAUAGACAAGUUGUACUUACAUCCACUGUAGGUGCCUUAGGGUAGUGUUGCACAGCCUUGAAGCUUUACCAGUGCAUGUGGUUGCUGUAACAUCCACAUAGAAUACCAAAAAGAGGGAAAGGGUGUAUGUAGGACUCUGUAUAGUGCAAAGUAGCACCUCCAUAUGUUUUAUCCAUGACACAGGGUUUAGUGUUAGGAACAUUAACAUGUUGGACUUCCUGACUUUUUUUAUUUUAUUUUUAAUUCUUUAUUUUUGUUGUGCGUGGGGUUACAGACAUAUCAAUAGGCGCCACAACAGCGUCUCAGGAUUCACAUAGAUUAGACAAUGGCAUGGUAAUUUGCACGUUUUUAUAGUUUACAUGCUUGACUAAAUAGUUAUUGCUACAGCAUGAGAUUUAGCUAAAGUAGCUAGCUUAUAGAGAAACAAUAAAACAUAAAACAUUAAUUAUUGAUAACUUUGUGUGUACGGUUAGUCGAUUAGCAUCAGAGAGAGUCAGCUAGUGGCACAUGGUAUAGGUCUAGCUCGCUGCGCUGCUUAUAAAACCUCCAUUAAGAAACAAUAGGUGGUCGUAACUUAAGUCUUGGUUCUAUCUGGUUCUAUUAACAGUGUUUGAAUGGUUUUGCAACUAGCUUGUCACAUAAAAAGUAUGAAUUCAGCUUAAACCUUAGCUGUCCUUUUCCUUUCUCUCCUCCCAUCUCCCUCCCUUUCUUCUUUCAAACGUUUGCAUAUAUCUGACGCUUGGUGUUUAGCUUUCGAGGGGGAGUAUAAACAGUGGGUUAAAGUAACUUAAUACCUGCUUCUAUCCAAUAAGCAAUAAUAGAAUGGCUGUGCACCUGGUUCGACAUAUUAAAAGUGCUAUAUCGGCGGCAUAUUCGGCGUUUCCCAUUUUCUUUUCACGUCUCCUCUUCCCCUAUUCCUUCUUGUCCCUCCUUCUUCCCCUUCCUUCCUUCUCUCCUCCUCCUAUCCUGUUUGCUAUUCCUUAAACACAUGUAAGUAAGUAUAAGUGAGUUGGGGCGGUGCUGUGAUUGCGUAACAUUAGUAGUAAUAUGCUAGAAACAUUUACAAGUGAUGUUACAUAUCCAUCGCUUUGUGGCAUUAUGUUAGUUAUGUUGUAUGUAUAAAGCCUAUAAAUGGUAGGGUGAUGCCCCAUCCAUGCUAUGGGUAAACCGUUUAGUGUAAUUGCCUGGCGUUAGUUAUAACAGGGUAGAAACAUAAACAUAUGUCGUAAAAUAACCCGAGCUUUUUCUGGUGCUGGGGUUGCUAUAAUCCUUUAUAUAAAAUCUAUAUAUAUCAAUGUUGUUAUCGAUGGGCUACUGCUAUUCUGUUUUCAUGACAGGUAUAGUGCAUGAGUGAACAAAACAGUAUGCUUAGGUGAUGAAUAGGUACCCAAGAUGCGUUAUGCCGCUAGGCCAACAGUCCCAUAUCAGAGUCUCUGAAAAAUAGAAGAGAGGAGAAAGGAAAAGAAAAAGAAAAAAAAAAGGGGGGGAAGGGGUUGUGAGUCCUGGGUGUUACUUGUUGCCCCCAUCAGGCAUGGUAAUCCACUGUAGCCAGGUGCCGGCCGGUGUCGCUGCUCCACUUAGGUGGUGACCGCCGCAUAGGUGAUUGGUGUAGGGUUUCGAGGCACGAAUGGUGCGCUGUUCGCCGGGUCCCAGCUGGUAUUCGGUGUGUAGGGAGCCCGGAGGCCCGUUUGGAGGAGCGAGUCCCAGGUUAGGCCCAAGUCCCGUAAUAGCUCUGUUGCGUCUGGUGGGUCAUGAAUUUGGUGGGUGGUCUCGCCCCUUUGCACGAUGAGUGUGUGAGGGGACCUCCAGCGGUACGGGAUCUGUCGGUGUUGGAGUGUGGCGGUGAGAGGUCGGAGCAAUCGGCGCCACACUAAUGUUCCCCCUGACAAGUCAUUAUAAAAAGUGAGUGUUGCGUUCCUGAAUUUCACGGGAGUUUUCCCCCGGAGGGUGUUGAGGACCGUUGCUUUGUCUCUGCCGUUCUUAAAAGUCAGGAUUGUGUCCCUCGUGCUAGUCGCUGGGGCCCCAGUGGGCUUUGGGAUCCUGUAGAGAUCUGUGGGUUCGAUAGACGUGUUUGGGCCCGGGGGAAGUAUGGUGGCCAAGAGGUUUCAGAUUGUGUGUGGGAGCUCUGCCUCUGGUGGUCCCUCCGGGAUCCCCCUGACCUUAAUAUUAUGUCUCCUCCUCUUGUCUUCUUGGACAUCCAAGCGCCGUUCUAACAGUGUGUGUUUGCUGUGCAGCUCAUGCACUUCGCCCUGCAGUGCGGUGAUGGCGCGCUGGUGAUUUUGAGAGGAGUCUUCCAGCACGGUAGUACGGCCUGUCAGGCCCUGCAGCUCUCCUCUAAGUGCGGAGAUGUCUGCGAGAAUAUUAUUCUGCAGGUCUGCCAGUAAGGCUUUCAACACUCCGGUGGUGACUGGGUCUGCAUCGGGGUCCGACCUUGGUUUGCCCGGUGUGUGUUUCACUAUUGGGGUUGGCGUGAGGGGAUAUUCCUCGUCCGCGUCCUCUGAGUAUUCAUCAGAGAAAUCUGUGCAGCCCCCGUGGAGCGCCGCCAUAUUGGCUUCGCUCGGGCCUCGUGCUUGCCUCCACAUGUCUCCGAUUGUGAGCCCCGGGGCUGGAUUGUCCGGUGAUCUUUUCUUAUUUUUGCGCCCCAUGGAGCCUGCUGGGAUCCUGCGUGGAGUCUGCUCGCAGUUGGGGUAAGUUUGGUAUAAAUUAGGCAUAAUUUCUUCGUUUGCAGUACGGAGCUCCAGGGUUGUGCGACCGUUCGCCUCUGCUGCUUGGCUCCGCCUGACUUUUAUUAUAUAAGCAUAGUCUUAAAAAGUCUUCAAAAACAUUAUUAUUCGCUGCACAUCACACAACCCAGGCAGUGACAGUAUGUCAACUGUGUUGUAUUAACAAUAAACUAGCUAAAUUGUCUUUCCAUUUAUAUGUGGAGUGUCUCUAAUAACUGUCACAAGUGCACACUAUUCCAAGCAAGCUUACACCUUGGUUCAAUAGUGAAAAGGUUAAAAUCACUAUUUGUCUGCACUAAACUGAAAAUAAUAUAAAUUUAAAAAAAUAAUCCUUAUUAACACCAGCUAUACAUAACGCUACUAUUAAACCUGUCCCUCCCUGAAGCCACCAUUCUUUUCCAUUCGCUCUAGUACUUCGUAUACCAGGAGCUGACGGCUCUGUCCUCUCUCACAGAUGCAUUGAGAUAUUUGAAGGAUGCCGCAGGAACCUCCUUUGAAAGAGCAUAUAUAAUAUGCACACUCUUUUUCUUUUUGGAGAAACACAUUAAAAAAAGCUUUCUAUUGAGGAUGGAUUUAUUUAUUAUUAUAAUACAGCUGUCACUGGUGACAAUUGGGGGAACAAUAAGUUUGACAAAAAGUAGCUGUACAUUUUUUUAAAUUUUUUUUCAAGCAGCUUUGUCUCAGUGUAUCUUUAAUCUGUUCAAUGAAAUUCCAACACAAUCAAUCUAAGCAUGGUCAUUGAUAUGGGGUUGACCGCUGCUUUUAUAUUUAUUAUUGACCAACAAAUCAUUUACACCAACAGUUAAAAAUAAAAAGGUGAACUAGAGUAAUCCUGAUUAUCCCCCUCCCCUUUCAUAUGUAUCUAUUUCCUUAUGCUUUUCACAUCUACUCUGAGGCUGAAUAAACUCUCCUAGCUGUGAGGUGUGCUCAAUGAUGCACCCUGACCAAGUUUAUAGUAAGUUUAUAAAUGUUUAUUACAUAUUUUUAAAAGUUUUUUUUUUUUUGGUUUGUAUACUUGUUUAAGAGUAUCUACUUGCUAGUUUAAAAGAAAAUUGUCAAGUGAUGCAUGUCCCUUUUUAAAAUUUGAAAUUCACUUUGAAUUCUCAUUUUAGUAAAUAACAGGCAUGGCCUCGGUACCCUCUCGAUACCCAGGGAUUUCCCGGCUUGGCUGAAUUGAUAAUGCAGAAUUAAAACAUGAGUUAGUAGGACACUCACAUAGAAUCAGUGUCAUCUAUAUUGAAGGAAGUUUUUAUGGAUGUGUUAAUUCUAGAAUAUUUAUAUAGGUUGUUUAAGAAAAAAAGAGGUACUAUUUUGUUUUUUGGAGUAAGUUAUUUAUUGUCACAGUGUAUCAAAAGGCAAAUCUUCAGCCAGCUACAUAACGUCAUUCACGUGCUUGAAAUGUUCUUUUUAAAUUCCUAAACUAUAGAUAACCUAUAGCUGGUUACUUUAUGCACAUCACAAUUUAUGACUACAUGUGAUAUGAACAUGAUGCCAUUUUGAAAUAUCCAUGUACUAACUCUGUCACUCUCCUGCAUAGUUUUAUAUGGGUUAGAAAUCAAGACUAUGCUUUCUUUUAUUUGUUUUGUUAGGCAAUUCUAAAAAAAGUAAGCAGAUUCUACAAAGAGGAAUGGAUUGUGGUGCUAUUCCAACUGAAAUGCUCGAACUGGCAAUGAAAAACCUACGAUUAAAGAAAUCACAGCUUAUUUCAGAAGAAGAUAAAGAGAAUUUGUCAGGUGAGCAAACACUAACAUGUAUGUGUUUGGGGUGAGAGCAUGUCCCUGGUUCUUAUUUUUGUUCCUUUUUUCUUUGCAGAGUUCUCAAGUCAAAGCAGUCAAGACUCAGGCUAUCAGAGUUGUAUCAUUCAAAAUACCCAAAGAAUAAAGAGUGACAGUUCAGCGGAGAUCUCUCUAAAGAUGAGGAGUUACUAUGGGUACUUAAUUUAUAUACUUUGUAUGAUAGCUUAAAGGAAAAACACAAGCAGGAAGAGCAGCCUCCAGGCUGUCUGACAGCCAUGAGGUUCAUCCUAGCCACUUUAUAAAAGUACAUUCUUUCUUUCGAAAUUGCCACUUUUACAAAGUAACAAGGGUGGACACAACAAUCUGAUGUACUUUAGGAGUUUGGAGUUUUCUUUUGUGGCCCUCUAGCAUGUAAGCUCAUCGAGCAGGGCCCUCAACCCCCUCUGUUCCUGUACAUCAGUGGUCUGAUCUCAAUUAUUUGUCUGUUAGUCCACCAAUUGUACAGCGCUACGGAAUUUGUUGGCGCUAUAUAAAUUAUAAAAUAAUAAUAAUGAGAAAAUAUAAUUUAAACAAGCGGGACGUUUCCAUUUUAAUGUAGUUUUUGUUUUGUUUUUUAAAUAAAUGUAGCAGGUCUUCUAUACAUCUAAUAAUGCUUAAUAGGGCAUUAAAAAUUGAUGAUUCUAAGGACCGGGUUGUGAUUAGCACUUGGAUAUCGUUUGUUAAUGGUUGUUUUACUGCUCUUUCAAUAAACUAAGCCAUGAUGUUGUCAUUUACAGAGAUCGGUUUAGUUCUCCCGAAGAAUGUGAUGAAAGUGGGAGGAAGCCUUUAGUGAACAUGCCUAACAAGGUAAUUAUCACUUUGAUAUGAUCUCACAGCAGCUAUAUGUAAAAUCUCUCAAUACUGCAAGGUGUUCAUUGUGUUUUCCUUUCAUUGUGUUUUCCAAGACAUGUCCAGUUGGUAGAGUACCUAUACAUCUGGUUACUUCCCCAGACUCCCCAUCAAAACAAGAAGCUCCCCCUGUUGUUAAGAAGUAAGUGUCUAUAAUUAAGAUGUGCAUGAGUAUGUGGGCAGCUGUCUGUGUAGUGGAGCAUGUGUUUAAGAAUCAGUAAUGAAACCCAUUUUACUUGUCAUAACCAUGAAGGACCACUAUAGGCACCCAGACCACUUCAGCUCAAUGAAGUGGUCUGCGUGCCAGGUCCCCCUCGUUUUAAACCUGCAGCUGAAAACAUAGUUUCAGAGAAACUGCUAUGUUUACACUGCAGGGUUAAUCCAGACUCUAGUGGCUGUCUCCCAGUCCGGCACUGGAUUAAGGUAAGCAAAUAAAUGGUUUACCAUUUAUUUGCUGCAGAACAGGGCCCUAGUCACCUAAACAGGAACUAGGGCUCUACAGCGUUAGGAAUACAAAAUUUGUAUUCCUAACACUAUAGUGUUCCUUUAAUAACAUUCCCACUGUCGUUUUAAUGACUAGUUGAUGUUCUAAACUCUUACCUUGUUAAAAUUUUUUAUCUUUGGGAAAAGUGAUUUUACUUACACUACAAGAGGUUUAAGAACUAAAAGUAAUCCAAAAAGAAGUUCGGGCACACAGAGUGUCAUAAGUAGGCACAUUUAUUGGGACUAAGCUACUUUGUCUUAUGAUUUAAAGAGAAAUGGAUUAGAAAUGAAGAAAAGAACUGAUUUAAAAAAAGAAAAACAAUAGGAGAAAAUUAAGUUUGAGGUGACAGAGCUACUUUUAGCCCAAAAGUGGUACACCAGGGCUCGACAAAUCCCAGGCCAUACUGGGCUACUAGAAAUUUCGCUCUGGAGUCAGGGAUGUCAUCCCUUUAGUUAAGGCGUCCCCUCGAGGGAGCAUUGAACCCGGCCGCAGCGGGAUGAUCUCAGGCAAUCCAAUGCUUUCCAAUAAAGUAUUGGGAGGCUAUUGUGCAUGCACUACAAAACUCUGCGCCAAUUCACAUCUCCUCAUAGAUAUGCAUUGAAUCAGUGCGUCUCUAUGCAGAGUGUGGAGAUGCUGAAUGUAGGUGCUGCACACUGUGCACCACUGACACAGGAACAUCUCUAGUGGCUGCCUGAGUGACUACCAUUAGCGGUGUCACUUGGAAGCAAUGUAAACAAUCCCAUUGAAAAGCCUGCAGGGAUGGGAUAUAGGCACCAAAACCACUACAUUAAGCUGUAGUGGUCCUGGUGACUAUAGCGCCCCUUUAAGAAAUGUAUUUUUGUCCUUGAAAAUAAAGCUUUUGUAAGUUUAAAAAUAACCUGGCUCCUUACUUUUUUUUAACUGGCUCCUAGAUUCAAAGCAAAUUUGUUAAGCCCUUAUUUAAUCACUUAUCAUUGUACCGCAAAAUUACUUUCUCAAAUUAUUUUCAUAUAAUGGAAUCUUCUUUUUAACAUAGUUGCUCAACAAUAUACCAGCUCAAAUACCUGAUGAUGCAUAAAAAAAUAUUAAUAAGAAAAACAUAAUGGCCACUCAAGAAGGUUCUCUCUAGACAAGCAAAUAGAAAAUCUCAAAAGAUCUAAUUUCCACGUAAACUUUACAAAGUAACAAGGAUGGACACUGCAAGGUGAUGUACUGUAGGAGUUCGAAGUUUUUAUGGCUCAAAGAGAGAAUAACUCCACCAUGAGAAAAUAUAAUUUAAAUGAGCCGGACAUUUCCAUGUUAAUAUACACUGCUCAAAAAAAUAAAGGGAACACUUAAACAACACAAUGUAACUCCAAGUCAAUCAUACUUCUGUGAAAUCAAACUGUCCACUUAGGAAGCAACACUGAGUGACAAUCAAUUUCACAUGCUGUUGUGCAAAUGGGAUAGACAACAAGUGGAAAUUAUAGGCAAUUAGCAAGACACCCCCAAUAAAGGAUUGGUUCUGCGGGUGGUGACCACAGACCACUUCACAGUUCCUAUGCUUCUUGGCUGAUGUUUUGGUCACUUUUGAAUGCUGGCGGUGCUUUCACUCUAGUGGUAGCAUGAGACGGAGUCUACAACCCACACAAGUGGCUCAGGUAGUGCAGCUCAUUCAGGAUGGCACAUCAAUGUGAGCUGUGGCAAGAAGGUUUGCUGUGUCUGUCAGCGUAGUGUCCAGAGCAUGGAGGCGCUACCAGGAGACAGGCCACAGUACAUUAGGAGACGUGGAGGAGGCCAUAGGAGAGCAACAACCCAGCAGCAGGACCGCUACCUCCGCCUUUGUGCAAGGAGGAGCACUGCCAGAGCCCUGCAAAAUGACCUCCAGCAGGCCACAAAUGUGCAUAUAUCUGCUCAAACUGUCAGAAACAGACUCCAUGAGGGUGGUAUGAGGGCCCGACGUCCACAGUUGGGGGUUGUGCUUACUGCCCAACACUGUGCAGGACGUUUGGCAUUUACCAGAGAACACCAAGAUUGGCAAAUUUGCCACUGGCACCCUGUGCUGUUCGCAAAUGAAAGCAGGUUCACACUACGCACAUGUGACAACCUGGAGAUGCCGUGGAGAACGUUCUGCUGCCUGCAACAUUCUCCAGCAUGACCGGUUUGGCAGUGGGUCAGUAGUGGUGUGUGGUGGCAUUUCUUUGGGGGGCCGCACAGCCCUCUGUGCUCGCCAGAGGUAGCCUGACUGCCAUUAGGUACCGAGAUGAGAUCCUCAAGCCCCUUGUGAGACCAUAUGCUGGUGCGGUUGGUCCUGGGUUCCUCCUAAUGCAAGACAAUGCUAGAGCUCAUGUGGCUGGAGUGUGUCAGCAGUUCCUGCAAGACGAAGGCAUUGAUGCUAUGGACUGGCCGUCCGUUCCCCAGACCUGAAUCCAAUUGAGCACAUCUGGGACAUCAUGUCUUGCUCUAUCCACCGUCACGUUGCACCACAGACUGUCCAGGAGUGGGCAGAUGCUUUAGUCCAGGUCUGGGAGGAGAUCCCUCAUCUGCCACCUCAUCAGGAGAAAGCACAGGCGUUGUAGGGAGGUCAUACAGGCACGUGGAGGCCACACACACUACUGAGCCUCAUUUUGACUUUUUUUAAGGACAUUACAUCAAAGUUGGAUCAGCCUAUAGUGUGUUUCCAAAUCCAGACCUCCAUAGGUUGAAAAAUGUGAUUUCCAUUUUUUAGUUUUUGUGUGAUUUUGUUGCCAGCACAUUAAACUAUGUAAAGAACAAAGUAUUUCAAAAGAAUAUUUAAUUCAUUCGUUAUUUUUGUGUUCCCUUUAUUUUUUUGAACAAUGUAGAUUUUUUUAUUUUCAAAUGUAGCAGAUCUAUAUGCAUCUAAUAAUUCUUAAUAGUGCAUUAUAUAUUGUUGCUUCUAAGGACCAGAUUGUGAUUAGCACUUAGAUAUCUUUUGUUAAUAAUUUAAUAAUUGUUUUACUGCUCUUUCAAUAAACUAAGCCAUGAUGUAAUUUACAGAGAUCGGUUUAGUUCUCCCGAAGAAUGUGAUGAAAAUGGGAGGAAGCCUUUAGUGAACAUGCCUAACAAGGUAAUUAUCACUUUGAUAUGAUCUCACAGCAGCUAUAUGUAAAAUCUCUCAAUACUACAAGGUGUUCAUUGUGUUUUCCUUUCAUUGUGUUUUCCAAGACCUGUCCAUUUGGUAGAGUCCCUAUACAUCUGGUUACUUCCCCAGACUCCCCAUCAAAACAAGAAGCUUCCCCUGUUGUUAAGAAGUAAGUGUUUAUAAUUAAGAUGUGUAGGAGUAUGUGGGCAGCUGUCUGUGUAGUGGAGCAUAUGUUUAAGAGUCAGUAAUGAAACACAUACAUUUUACGUGUCAUAACCUUAAUAACAUCCCCACUGUCGUUUUAAUGACUAGUUGAUGUUCUAAACUCUUACCUUGUUAAGCUAUUUUUUUCCUGACCUAUGGUGGCAGUACACUGUGGAUGUACUCUUCCCAUGGGACAAGCAUCUGAAAUUAAAAUAAAAGUUCCUCCCCAAUAGGUAUAAGACAUCGACCUGCCAUGGACCCUCGGUUCUCUUUCUUGUUCCAUCAGGAACAAACGGAAUCUGUAUUCUUGCGGUGAGGCACAUGGGUUGCUGCCUGGGGGAUAGCCUCCCGGGUGGAGAGCUGAGUGGCCUGUGUUCAUCCUGCAAAGUUACGGAGCAGGUAUGUGUAGUUGGCGUUAUGCCGAGUCACCGGCAAAGCAAGUAGGUCGUCUCAAGCGGCAGCAAAUCACUGCCCGAGCGAGACGCAUGCGCACAGCGGUGGAACGCAGGCCCGGGAGGUGAUGCGCUCCACUGGAGUUCCAGUGCGCAUGCACGGUCGGAAUUCCCGGAAAUGGCACUAAAUUUGAAAAAUUGGUGCCUAUUUAAGCUGUGCAGAUCCUACUGACCGCAUCGAUGCUAGCCAGCAAGGAUCUCCCGUGUCACCAGUCCCACAUGGGUCAGAGGUUUUAGAGAUGAGAUGUUUUCAGUCUCAAAUCUUUAAGAUCUGUGUCUAUUCUAUUUGGCUUAUAUUUAUACAGUUUUGUAAUUUCUUUAUGUAUUGCAGAUAUGUCUAGUCCUGUCUCUCCAAAUAUUAUGGAUAAAGACAAAGUGCCUGCUCCUGUUCCUUAAAAAGCUAAUUAUAAAUCGAAACAUCUGAGUUGUAGCGAAUGUUCCACACCCUACCAGAUGGUACAAAAAGGAACAUCUGCAAUCAGUGUUGGUCCUUAUCGCUGGAUAAGUUCAAGCAACAGGACAUGAAGUAAUUUUUCUUGAUAAUCUGGCCCAAACAUUUAAGUCAUUCAGAGCUACCACUAAGUCAAAUGUUACAGCACCUGUUAAAGAUACAGCUAAACAGAGGCAAAAACGGAAGAGAUCUUCUUCUAGAUCAGAACUGUCUUCACGCAAAUUUUCUAUGUCUUCCUAUUUGGAAACUUCCAGCGAUUCUUCUCUGAUAGAAGUCGGUUUCCCACAUGAAGAAUUAAGAAAGUUUAUUAAGGAAGUUAAUGUUGCCUUCCCUGAAGAAGUAUCAGAAAAAGCAAGUAGAAAAGCCCUACCAAUCAACAGCAGAUUUUGGAGCUCAUGUACAGGGAGUGGAAAAACCCAGUGUGGCAAACUCCCUUUUUCAAGUGAGUUUGCCACAAGUUCCUGGAGGAGCCUGCUUGCCAGCCUCCUGCCCACAGACUAUGGACCUUUUAAAAAAAAGUCUCAGUUCGUGUGUUUGAACUUUAUGGUUCGGGAACCAAACAGCCGCACGAACCGGAGACCACCCUGGUGCUUGUUAAGCCUAAUUGAUACUUUGUAACAAUUUCCAUCUCCGUGUUCUAAGUGUUCGUCUGGGUGGCCGCAAUUCCUAUGGACGACCACAAGGUGGCAGCCAUCUUGUUCGCAUGAACAAAGGCAGCAGUGUUUGGUCGUCGAGUUCAUGGAACUAUUUUCGGACACUGAAACUCCCAAACACCGCUGGACUUGAAUGAUGGCCUGUGUUCAGUUUUAUAACACUUAGGAAGACACCGUUAGGUGAAAACGUUCUCAUGAACAAGGGGAUCAAGCUCCAGGGUAAGACUAUUGACUAUGUUCGGUAGUUUGUUCGUUUUUAAACUUCCGAACUAGACCGACCACAAGCCCUGACUCUCUGGAACCGUUUUGGGCAUGGGACCAUGUGUCCAGCCGGUCAAAUUAUGACUUCCAGGAAAUUCUUGAACAUCUGAACCGAUCUGGGUGAUUUUUGUAUAUGUUGGUCACCCAGAUCAGGGCUAUCUAAGCUUUUGUGCUUUUGAGGGGUGUUUUUUUUUUUUAUGCCUGGAGAUAAAUGUUUUGUACAGUACUUGACUCUAUUAUCUCCCAGGCACAGAGGAAGGAUUGUCUUGUUUUGUAUGGGAAUGUCCUGGACCUGAGAGCCAAAGUAAUCGUGUGUAUGUUUUUACUGUAGUCUACUUUCAGGUCCAGGGGGGAGUGCUUCUUGCACGGGGGCCUGCAUAUAAAGCCAGUUGUGGCUACCAUUAAACUUAUUCCAGCUUGUACUUCCAGAACUAUGUGUCAUCUGGUUACUGGGAGGGGAAAGGGCUAAUCACUGUUCCAGCGUGGAGGAUUCAUCGGAUACCUGGAAGCCCAGAUGCAAGAACCGUUCAGUCACUAAUAUCUUUCAAAAAGGAGAUUUUAUGGCAACGUUGGAUUUGAAAGAUGCCUACCUGCACAUACCUAUGGACGUACGAUCAAGAAAGUAUCUGCGAUUCGCCGUAAGAAAGAUUUGUAAGGUUCAUCACUUUAAAUUCAAAGCCCUUCCAUUCAGUCUUGCCUGCUCCCAGGAUUUUUACAAAGGUUCUAACGCCUAUCACAAUGUUCCUAUGGGAACAAGGAAUCAGUUAUUCCGUACUUGGACGACUAGUUCAUAAAGGCAAGUUCCAGAGACAUUCUAGAGACGGAUGUGGCUGUAAACUCUCAAAAUCCUAGAAGAACAUAGUUGGGUGAUAAACUAAGAAAAGUCUCAUCUGCAUCCUACAAAGUCAAUUCCGUUUCUGGGUUUCUUAAUCAAGUCAGACACUCUUGCCAUCCACCUGACUGCAAAAGAAAGAUAGAGAAGCUGAUAAAAGAACUCCAGAGAGAACCAUAAUAUUCUGUGAGAAGAGGUAUGCAGAUUUUGUGACACCUCACUUCCACUAGCCCAGCAGUAAAAUGGCAUUUGCAGUGGGAAAUUCUUACAAAGUGGUCAAAGAAAGAAGAAUUGGAUACCUUGAUAAAUAUUUCAGAUCCUGUAAGAAAACCACUAAAUUGGUGGCGAAGGACAAGUUUCAUGUCGAGGUCUAUUAUUUCGACCAAAGGAAUGGAUCAUAAUCACCACAGACGCUUCAAAUACAGUUUGGGGAGCACACCUGUAGUGUUACUUAAGGCAAGGAACAUGGUCAGCAGAAGAAAAAAAGGAAUCCUCAAAUUACAAGGAGUUGAUAACCUUUUUGUAUGCUCUUCAUCAGUUCAGAGCUCUCAUUGUGGGGAAAGCGAUAGAAAUUCAGUCAGACAACCAGACUACGGUAGCUUACCUGAAGAAACCAGGGGUGGGGUACAAGGAUAAGAAAAUUGCACUCCCUUUGCACACGGAUUAUGUCCUGGGCUCAGUCAUCUAGAAGAGCUAUCCGCUACUCAAAUAAGAGGGAUAGACUACUUAAGCAGGUCAAGAUGGUUUCUAAAUCCUUUCAUUUUUUUUUUUUUUUUUAAUCAGCUGGUAGAAAUGUUCGGUCUACCUGUCAUAGAUCUUAUGGCAAAAAGGUCGAAUGCAAAGGUGCAAGCAUUUGCCUCCCUCUUCAAGGCAGACAUGCCUUUGGUUCUGGAUGGGCUGUCAAUAAAGUGGGACUUCAGCCUGGCAUACAUUUUUCCCCGAUGAGCCUAAUUCCAAGAAUUCUGCAAUAAGUGAAAACAGAACAGACAAUGGUACUGGCCAUAAUCCCGUACUGGCCAAAUCGGAGCUGGUUCCCGGUUUUAAUGACGAUGGUUUUGAAGUAGUGGGAACUUCCGGUUUCAACAGAGCUCCUGGAGAACAAAAGGGAUUCCAGUAGAGAUAUUGAAGAUGUUCAAAUUGACUGCUUGGCUGCUGCACGGCUAAUCCUGCAUAACAUGGGGGCAUUAAGAAAGAGAGAUUCCACCAGAAAAUCUAUCUCUAUCUACUUGAAGAUUUGGACGAAAUGUCUUUAUUGGUGCAUCUCAUAUCAAGAACUUUUCCUUCUACUGAUACAAUCCUGCAUUUUCUACAAGACUGCCUUAGUUUAUCUACCCUUAAGUUCAAGUUUCUGCUUUGAGACACUUUUUGGUAAAGAAUUUGGCUUCUAAUCUGCUUGUUAGAUUUUUUUUUUUUAAAGUCCGUCAGGCUCAUUAGGCCUCCAAGAAAAGAGUUUUUCCCUCUUGUUUUUGAGGCUUCUAUGUACCCAGCCUUUUCGAACCUUUGAAAAAAAACUUUCUUAAAGCUCUUGUCUGUCAAAACAGCUUUGCUCUGGUAAGAUGGCUCAUGGACACUAUUAAAUUGGCUUAUUCUUCCUCAAAUCUGCCUUUGCCUACCUCCUUGAAAGCUCAUUCUACAAGAGCCACGACUACUUCCUGGGCCGAAAAAGCUCAAGCUUCACCUGAAGAUAUCUGCAGAGCUGCUACAUGGUCUUCGUUCAACAGUAUUUAUUUAUUUUUUGGAGUAUUCAGUCUGAUGUUUUAUUGGGACGUACUGAGGGUCCAUGGCAGGUCGGUGUCUUAUACCUUUUGGGUCAAGAUGGCUCGUGUUAGGAACUUUUAUGUUAAUUUUAAUUUCAGAUGCUUGUACCAUGGGAAGAGUACAUCUCUAGUGUACUGCCACCAUAUUAAGGAAUUUAUGGUGAGUAAAAUUUAAGUUUUAUCUUUAGGAAGAGUGAUUUUUACUUGCGCUACAAGAGGUUCAAGAACUAAAAGUAAUCCAAAAAGAAAUUCGGGCACACCAAGGCUCAUAAGUAGGCACAUGUAUUUGGACUAAGCUACUUUGUCUUUAUUUGGACUAAGCUACUUUGUCUUAUGUUUUAAAAAGAAAUAGAUUAGAAAUUAAGAAAAGAACUGAUUUUAAGAGACCAAGAAAUAAGAGAAAACUAAGUUUGAGCUACUUUUAGCCCAAAAGUGGUACACCAGGGCUCGACAAAUCCCAGGCCGCCAUAGCAACUCUAAAUUUUGCUCUGGAGUCUGGGAUGUCAUUACUUUAGUGAAGGCGUUCCCCUGAGGGAGCAUUGAAGCUGGCCGCAGCGGGAAAAUUAGAGCCGGCCGCCUUGGUGAUCAUGGAGGCGGCAGGCUGAGGCAGCAAGGAGACGGGGAGUAGUUAUCUACUUGCAGCUUCUCUCUGCUCCCUCGCGCACUGUUAAAUGAUGUGUGCCUCUCUCUGUUGGGGAGGCUAUGGGGGUGUGUACCUCUCUGUCGGGUAGCUUUUACAACAGAAACCAUGCGUUAUUGUAAAAUAUUAUACAUAUUUCACAUAAUGACAGUAAAUGAACCAUGGGUGGAAAACCCAAUAAAUAGAGAGAAAUAAGAGGGGGAAAAUUGGAGGUAAAGGAAAGAAUUGGCAGAAGGUACUCUAUUUUAAUAUUGUUGGAUAAACUUUUCAAAUGUUUUUUAAAUAUUAAAAUAUCAAAUACAUUGCAUAUAAAGAAUUUUACAAAAAUCUAAAUAUUCCAAAAUUGAACAUGAAUGAUUAUGGGGGAAGAUAUUUUAAAGUUUAUUCAAAAGUAUUAAAUCAUUUAAAAAAAAAAAAAAAGAAAGAAAUCCAACAAUAUUAAAUUGAGGGCUUUUUUAGGAAAACUACUAUGGGAAGAAUUCUGGCCAUGCAUCCAUAUUAAGGAUUUUUAAAACCCCAACAGUGUGCUAUUUUCAAUCCCAUUUUGUAUAAAAUUUUUAAGUAAUGCUUAUGUUAUGUUUUUUACUACAGACACACAUUUGAUUCCAUGCGUGUACCUAUCUUGCCAUCCUUGUCAAAGACAAAAUAUGUGGGAGAGGACGAUGCGCUCAACUCUCUUAAUAAGGUUAGAAAUGUGAACUUCCUGGAAAAUUGUUGUUUGUAAAAUCUUGUCAUAAAAUGUGUUCCAAAGCUGCAUUUAAAAUAGUGGCUAGAUUUCUAUCAUGCAUUGUAAAGGACAGGAUUGAAUUUCAUGCAGCUUUCCAGCAAAUGAUUUUCCUUAAGGACCCUCUGGGUACUAUAACAACUACAGCACUCUGUGAAUGUUAAGAUGCCAGGGGUUCCCCUGGCAUCAUCAGAUUGUAAUCUCUCAAAACAUUAAUGAAUGAUUUGACACGUCUUGCUAUAUCGUGAGACUGCAGUCUUUCUGGUCUGUUUUGGUCUUAUAAAGUAGAAGUUCCUGCUGCUGCAUUACCAUGCCAAGUCAUACUAGUUUUAAAGGAAUACUGUUCAAUUAAACAUUUUAUAUAGUUUCCCUUGGUAAAUUUAGAUACAAACCCCUCCCUUUAGACUUUCUUGAUUAAAGGUGAUAUUUUUUCACCUCAUUUAAAGCUCAUGUCAAGUUGGUCAUUGGUAAUUAUAGUAUUCAGUUAUUGAACUAUACUGCCAUAAACACAAGAAUCUAAUUACCAUAAUGGCAAUAUACUUGGGACUUUAAUUCUAUUAUAUAAUAUUUUACUAUUAUGUAUGUUACACUAUAUUUUUUGUUCAGGAAAUUUGUGCAAACAUUGAACGGUUUAUAGGUUUAAAUCCAUUAAUGACCAGAGCUCUUUUGAGAUGCAAUGUGUGUGACACCAAGUCCUUUUUGGCACUUUGCCAUGCAUUCAUUCUACCACAAUGUCACACUUUGUCUGUCACCCAUACAUAUUAUUAUACAUCUUUUUCUAAAGGAGAGGUAGGAUUUGUGUAGCGCUGAGCCAAGAAGCACCCCCAGUGGCCAUCUGAGGUGUCCAUAGGGGCAAUAUAAACACUGCCUUUUCUCUGUUUUUGCAUGAAAAUGCCUGCAUACAAUGAUUAUACUCACCAGAAUAACUACAUUAAGCUGUAGUUGUUCUGGUGACUAUAGUGUCCCUUUAAGCUGUUGAGAUCAGUUGCAGUGAUUUAAAAUAGCUAUGUGCAGCUUUUAUUUUGAGCUCUGCACAGCUCUGGAGGUCUCUGUAGCCAAUAAGGUUUUAAUACUGCUGGUACUAUUAAUGGUGAUGGUCUAUGCCAUGUAUAGGCAACCUUUGGCAUUCUACAUGUUGGUGAUUACAUCUCAUCUGAUGCUUUGCUUGCAUUAUUGCUUUAAGAACAUUAUGGGAGAUGUACAACAUCUGGAGUACCGAAGGUUGUCUACUAUUGGUCUAUGCCAUCAACUGGGGUUAAAACGGUCAUGCGGACCUUUUCAUAAAUGGGCCGCUUCGAAUAUCGGUUUACCACUUUAGCCAAUCAGCAGCUGCCCUGCCUAGCGGCACUACACACGUCCUGUCACUCAGUUUCAGAAUCCGGAUGCCUGCAAGACCUGGAGAUUGGCGCAGGAGGCAAACCAUUGGUGUUAAACUUUUCGAGAGUGGUUUAUCCCUUUAAGUUAUGAGAACUCCCCUGGUUUUACUGGCACCAUAACAACUUUAUUUAGAUGAAGCUGUUAUGGUGACGGGCGUGUUCCUUCAAGUGGUUAAAAUCUUUUAUUUACAUUUUAACAGACUGAAUUGAUGUUGCCUCCUAAACAACAAGUUACUUUCUGCAGGCACUAGAGAUGAUGUGGCUAAACCACUAAUAACUGAACAUUUUCAAUACACAGGAAUUACUAGUUAUGUGAACACACUGGGGUUUUUUGGGUGGGGAGAGGGGGGGGGGUUCUCUCUCAACUUUCAAAACUUGCUAGGCUAAAAUAGACCAACUGUGACUAUAGCAGAGUUGGGGAUUUUGUUUUUAAAUUUGCCAUUUUAGCUUAGAUGAGUUCUUACCAAUGAAAUAAUAUAUUUUCAUUAAAAUUGCUCUUUUUAUUUUCAUCUAGCUGACAAACAAUAACAGCCCUCCAUAUGUGCAGCCACCGAAAGAAUACAGCUUAGAGAUGAAAACCUCUUCAUCUUUAAUAUUGAACAGAAAUGACUCAAACCUGACUGUGAAAAGAAAGGAAGGUAAAUGUUUUUAUUAUUUAUAUGUUUGCUACUAGUAUUAUUUAUAGUGUAUUUAUAGGUGUAUGUGCUUUUGGGUUUCUUUCUUGCUAUUAAUCACUGCAUUUACCCCUAUAUUUAAAGUCUAAAUGCACAAUUUAAAAAAAAGAAAAAGCUCUUUAUGAUUAAGUAGCUCAGGAGUUAAAGUGUAAAACCCAUCCAUACAAGCAAUUUAUAAAAUGUAUCAUACUUACACAAUGAGUUGCCACCUGGGGUAACCAUGCACCCAAAGAGGCUGUUGGUAGUUUUUUAUUUUUUUUGCUAGUUUGUUUUUCUAAUACCUUUUUUAUACCUUUAUCAAAGUAGAAUAAAAAUAAAUACAUUUUUCUGUGCAAGAUCUUUAAAAAAUAAAAUACAUAUAGAGUAUUAAAAUUAUUUUAUGAAAAAUAAAAAAAAGUCCACUUUGAAAUACAAGUGUGUUUAUACUACAGUCCCAAUACAUAAAUGCACCACUAAUGAUUUCCAAUGUUUUCAGUUAUCUGCAUAAUGAAAAAGAUAAUACAGUGUUAGAUUUUAAACUACAUCUAAUGCUAUUUGUGCCACAGAGUUGACAGAUGAUACAAUUAGUCAGUUCAUUUCUCAAGAAGAUAAACAAGCUGAACCAUACACCAUCCCUAAACUUAACAGAAAGCAAUCCGAUCCUUUCAAACCAGGAGGUGUUGAAUCUGAAUGGAAGUGGAAAGUUCCUGAGACACCUAGUGAUAUAUUUCAACAUGAGGUAAUUUAGGAUUAUCCAGUAUUGGGAUUUUUUGUUAAACAUAAUCUGAAAAAGAGCUCCAGUAAUUGUAUGAACAUUGGUUGGGAUAAAUAUUUAUCAUUAUUAAAAUGUUUUUCCAAACACCAUGACCACUUCAGUGUUCUGUAUGUGCAGCAUUUAGCUUUAAAACGCUGUGCAUAUGGAGUUUAACCCCUUAGGUCAGGCUUCCCCAAACUGCAGCUCUCCAGAUGUUGCUAAACUACAACUCCCAUGAUUCUAUGAAUGAAAUGGCAAGGCUGAGAAUCAUGGGAGUUGUAGUUCAGCAACAUCGGGAGGGCCGGAGUUUGGGGAAGCCUGCCUUAGGUGCAGGAGUUAUGACUCCACCUCUGAUGUCUUGGGAGCAUCAUUAAUUAAGAAACAGAAAAAGAGCCCAGGUCUAUUGCCAAAAUCUCUCAUUAGCCAGCCGAGAACAAGAGUUCCAAGCAAGAUAAUAUCAAUUUUGUGCCAAUAUUUUUGUACAAAGUUCCAUUCAUUGGCUCAGAGUGGUCAGCUAAAGCUCUCUAGCCUAUAAAUGGCAACUGGAUCACCUUCUGGAUUUAGCAGGUAACAGGGCAAUCCAUUGUUUGCCCCAAGUGAGCUGUAGUGGUUAUGAAGAAAAAUGACUUAAUGAAGCAGUUUUUGUAUAUAGAUCAUGCCCCUGCAGUCUUGGUACUCAAUGCUCUGCCAUUUCAAGGGUUAAAUCAUUUUGUUAAUACAGCCCUAGUCAUACCUCCUUAUUUGUGACUUGCAGAGGCUUCGUAAGAACUUCUCUUAACCGCUUAAGGACAUGUAAUGGUUCCCUUUAUUCCAGAAGUUUGGUCCUUAAAGGACCACUAUAGUGCCAGGAAAACAUACUCGUUUUCCUGGCACUAUAGUGCCCUGAGGAUGCCCCCACCCUCAGGGUCCCCCUCCCACCCGGCUCUGGAAAGGGGAAAGGGGUUUAAACUUACCUUUCUCCAGCGCUGGGCGGAGAGCUCUCCUCCUCUGUUCCGCCCCGUCGGAAUUUAACAGGUAGACUACAGCGUCAUUAUCUAUACACCCAAACUGCUUUAUGAAGCCAGUGUUGUUUUGAUGCAUGUAGCAUCCCUUUAAGCCUGCAUAUCUCUCAAACAUUUGUUGGUGCUUUUUUUGUAGGGUAAACGAAUGAGCAUUGAGCCAGGCUUAGCCAGAAGAGUAUCUCCACUUGGUUUAGCAUUAAAGAAGCAUGAUCCAGUCUUUGUUUGUGCAACUCCAGUCAGCAAACCACAAGACGAUUACAUGAACUGGUAAAUUUUCAGUAGUUUACUUCUUGUAGAAGUUUAACACACUUUCGGAUAGUGUUUUUCAAAUGUCAUUGUUUUAUUCAUCACCCACAUAUUGCCAGUAUCUCUACAUGAUCGAUCAUGAAGCAGUAUGUAAGUGGACAGGUUUAAAAUGAACGAGCAAUUACAGGUAUAUUGUAAAGGAAAAGCUAUCAAAGGCUGUUAUAGAGGGAGAGUAGAUGGAGCUUUUGGAAAAGAGGGGUAUGAUGCAGUGUUAAUUUUGGUGGCAAAUUUCAGUUUUAGUCAUAGUUUUUGCACUAAAAAGCCAUUUUAGUUGUAUUUUGGCCAUCUGAAUUGUUUUAGUAGAAUAAAUCUCCAGUAGAUUUUAGUAGACUCAACUAAAAUCUAAAGGUUUUAGUUAAAGCUUCUAUUGGACUUUUUUUUUUCUUUUUUUUCAGACCCUCUUUCUCUCUCUCCCAAGCCCUGGUCUGUCUCCAUUUGGCCCUUCCAGAGCCCCUCUGUGCAGUGUUAAACCUGUAUUCUUGACCCUAUAGAGUUAAAACCACCAUCUAGCCCACCUGCUCUCACCCCCCUCCUUAAAUAUGAUAAAAUCUUACUUGUAUUGUAAGUCUGCAGCUGCUGACUCCGCCCCUAAUCUACCUGCUUGGUUGACAAAAUCAGAAGUGAUUCUCUGAUCCAAUCACAAUGCUUUCCUAUAGGAUUGGCUUAGACUGUCAAGGAGGCAGAUCAGAGGCAGCACAAGUCACACAGCUCUUGCUAAUGAGCAUUUCCUCAUAGAGAUGCAUUGAAUCAAUGCAUCUGUAUGAGGAAAGGUCAGUGUCUGUGUGAAGAGGGUGGAGACACUGAAUGGCAGUGCUGUACACUGUGCAGCACUGCCCCAGGAAGCACCUCUAUUAGCGUUCUGACUAGUGGCCAGUGAAGUUAUCACUAGGCUGUAAUGUAAACACUGCAUUUUCUCUGAAAAGACAGUGUUUACUGCAAAAAGCCUGAAGGGAAUGAUUCUAGUAACCAGAACAAAUACAAUAAGCCGUAGUUGUUCUGGUGACUGAGUGUCUCUCUUCAAUUUUGGCAGCAAAUUUCAAUUAAAUUUUAGUCAGUCUUUUGACUAAAAUACAAGUUUAGUUUGUCCUAGUUUAGUCAUCUGAAUUUUUUUAGUUUUAGUCGACUUAAUAUCAAAUUUUAGUUUACUAAAAUUUGACUAAAAUUGAUUAACACUGGUAUGAUGAUAGGAAGACUGAAGGAGAAACAUGUAUCUAAGAUUGGAAUAGGUGUUGGUGGAGAAUAAAAGAUUUGAAUGGUUGUGAGGAAAUUAUUUUUAGGCGCAUUUCUUUAUUUUGAGCUAGAUGGGCAUUGACAUGGGGGUGGGGUGAAUGACUAGAAAAAAUGGAUGAGGUGCAAGAUUGGAGAAUCUGAUUUAGUUGGAGGAGGGAACUGAAUAUUUCUGGCUUAGGGGGAAGAGAUCAUUAAAUUGCAUUUUAAUCCGUUUGAGGAAAUGUAGUAAACCUCAGGGGGAAAAAGGAGAGACAAAUAAUAGUGCAAUAAAAUAUGGUACAAUCAAAAUAAGAUAAGUAAUCGCUAUAAGAAAACCACUCACAUAUGCUAGAGCUAAUUAGAGCUCUGCUGUAUAGCGCAUGGACGGUACAAUCCCCGUCUAAGGAUGUAUGGUGGUUGAAGUGUUGAUGGUCCUCCAAAUGCCAAUGAUAUAUAUGUGUAGGAGGUAGAAGAACAAAAUAAAACUCCAAUGGUUUAGUAAGUACUGGUAUAUAAAAUAAAUAAAAAGAAGAAGAAAUGUACUUACAUUCUUUAGAGCAAGAUUUGCUCUAGUUAAAACAGCUCUAUUUUUGUCUAUACACCACACAAGGUUUUUGGGAAUCCUUGCAUUGUAUACCGCAGCCUGUACUAUAAUAUAGCGAGCGCCUAUACCUCUUGUUUUUUAUACAUACCUCAGAUUAAAAAGGCACAGAAGGAAACUGAAGCCAGUAAGGUAUUUCUUAGUGCUACUCUAGCAGUCAGUAGAUCAUAUUUAACAAGUACUAAAUGCUCUGCUUUCUCAUGUGACACACAAAGGAGUUUAUAUUUAGGUAUGGGUGGGUUAAACUAUAUUGGGAGAUUUAUUCUGACACACAUUGGGAAAUUAUUUUUGGUUCUGGGGGGACCACUAUGCUAGUCGACGUAAUUUUGUUCUUACUCAACUGUUUGGUGAAACACAGAAAAGGAAAGGAAACUUAAAGCACUAACCCUUGUUAUGGUUUUAUACAGCUUUAGAACACCUGUUGUGAAAAAUUCCCUUCCACCAAUGCCUCCAUUGUCCACUCCAUGUAACAACCCUUCAAGCUACCAACAGCCUCAAACCCCAGCAAAUGCCUUCCUGCCACCUGCUUGUUAUCCGGUAAUAUAUCAGUGUUUUGGGUUGUGUGUGUUUUUUGUUUUUUUUUUAAAUAAUAUAUCUCCCUGUCUUCUAAUAUAAAAAUGUCUCACCAAUAUAUUGCUUCUCUAUGUUAGGUCUCCACACCUCUUGCUUCAAAUGACUAUAUUGUAGUUAAAGGGCGACCUUAUACAGUUCUCAAACAGAUUGGAACAGGUGGCUCUAGUAAGGUAAAGAGUGUUUUUUGUUUUUGUUUUUUGGGUGUUCUGCUUUUCAAUGUGUAAAUAUUCUGUUUAAGCUAGCCUAUGUAAUAUACCACAAUUGAAUAAUUUAAUAUUUCCAAAUGUUUUGCAUAUAUUUAGAGAAGUGUUUUCAUGAUAACAAAAUUGCAUAUUCCAUGUACUGUCUGUCACUGGCCAACUUGUGACAGUGUCAUUUUUUUAUUUUUUUUUUGUGAAUGCUACACCUUUAUAAUUCAAGCUCUUACAAAAACAUUACAUUGCAGAGUUAGACAUGCUUUUGGUGACUGGACAUUUUCAUAAAUGAUUGUGGUUUUAUCUUAUUAGUGCUACUUUUGUAAAGAGUAAAUAUAACUUCUUGCAGGUGUUUCAAGUAAUGGAUGAAAAGAAGCACUUAUAUGCAAUUAAGUAUGUGAACCUCCAUGAAGCAGACCAACAGACAAUUGAAAGCUACCAAAAUGAAAUAUCUCAUUUAAACAGACUUCAACAACACUGUGAUAAGAUUAUCCGCCUUUAUGACUAGUACGUAACAAACAUUCCUUGUAUUCUAAGACUACUAAAUGAUGGUGAGGUUUUUGGAUUUGUUUUCCUGUUGGUUUCGUUUAGGAAGGAAGAAAUUCGACAAUUGUAAAACUCUGCAAGCCUAAAUGUGCGUCUAAAUUGCAGGAUUGGUGUAUACAAUUCAUAUUUGAUCAGAAUUGUUCAUUUGAGUCUUACUUUUAGGCCAUUUUAUAUGCAAUCUAUCAUUUUGGGGAUGCUUCAAUUUAAGGCUAAUUCAGAUUAUAGUUAAUAUCGUAAACUUCAUCUGAAAUUAAACUUCCAGAACUUGAGAAGUUCUUAUUUUUUCUGAUCUGUUUUUUUCCUACGAAGUUAUUAAAUUAACGAAUACUGAAUGCUCAUUGUCUUGCAGUUAGACUUGUUCCUUUGUGAAUUAUUUACUAAUUAUUUAAGUUAAUUUCUAUUUGAUCACAAUUUCUGUUCCUUGCAGUGAAAUCACACAGCAACAUAUCUACAUGGUAAUGGAGUGUGGAAAUAUAGAUCUGAACUCAUGGCUGAGAAAGAAAAAAACUAUUGAUCCAUGGGAAAGGAAAAGCUACUGGAAAAAUAUGCUAGAAGCUGUCCAUACAAUACAUCAGCAUGGUAUGUGUAUCUACGUGGUGUCUACAGAUUCCGUGUUUUUUCAAGAUUAAUUUAGAAAUCUAGAUUACCCACCUAACUAAAUACACUUGCUUUGGCUGAAAUAGUAACUGAUUUGUUGUGCAAUUAUUCUCCUUACCUGGGUCACAUGCACAGGACACCAGUGAUACAAAAAAACUAAAUGUAUAUGCAGAGUAUUCUCUCUCUCCUUUCUUUUCUUUUCUUUCUUUCUUUUUCUUUCUUUUCUUUUCCCCUCUCUGUAGGUUAGGUUAGUUGUGCUAUUUUUAUAUAAUCCUUAUUUAACAAAAUCAAUAAUUUUAGAAAGUGAUCCACCAUUAUUGCUCAUCCAGCCUAACUUAUCUUUUUUUUUUUUUUCCAUCAAAAUAUUGAUGUAACAUGCUGUCACUACUAUUAAAAUGGAAAGAUAACAGUUGAACUACAAUUUCCUAGGACUUUUCCUGUGUCUAUAAAGUUAGCAAUACUACAUAAAGUCACUUCCGGGAUUGUUAAAAUACUGUAGACCCUGUGAAGAAAGGAGAUUUGCAAGAAAUGUAAAUAUAUAUGAGAUUGAUUUGUUGGUGUAAUACAUUAUGUCUGUAUUAUGUCAUUUUUUAUAUAAGGAAAAAAUGGUUCACCUCUAGUCUGGAAUGUCUCAUUUUAAACUGGCACUUUCUGUGGACUUUACUGAAUUAGCAAAGUCUGCCGAUAGUGACAUUUCUGCUGAGUAUCCGGGGGUGGGUGGGGUGCAGGUUAAAGUGAGAUUAAUUGAUCUUAACCUGAUCAUUGUUGGCACAGCUAUCUUCCUCCAGAGUAUUCUCUUGGCAUCAGGAGCCAACAUCACUGCAGUAGUCUUGUGCAUGCGCAAUAGUACAGCAUUGAUGUUUACUUUUUCGGUAAGGGGGAUGACUACCGCUUCAAAUCAAGCACUCACUCACAGAAUGGUUUAAUGUAUUUCAUAUAAAAUUUGGACAUUAAUGGAUUCCUGCUGGUGGAAAAGAGUUGCAAAACGAUACUAUUUAUUAAAACAAUCCUACUGAUAUUAGAAUUAGUUUUGGUUUUUUUUAAGUGAACAAUGCCAGUCUGAUAAAGUAACAUGAUAUCUUUAUUUCCUAGGUAUUGUUCACAGUGACUUGAAGCCUGCAAACUUUAUUAUUGUUGAUGGAAUGCUAAAGCUAAUAGAUUUUGGCAUUGCAAACCAAAUCCAGCCAGAUGUAACCAGCAUUGUUAAAGAUUCACAGGUAAUGUUUUGUUUUGUUUUUUUCUUCCUUUUAUAACUAUUUAUCAUUGUUGUGGUCUUGUAUUUAGACAAUAGUAGGAUGUCCUCGCUUGCAAAUUCAUUGUUUUAAUUUUAAAAUAAUCUUUUAUGUCUCCAUGGACAGCUGCUUGCCCCUUACUUACGGGUUUUAUACUGUGUUUGGGAGCGCAGUAGCUGACCCUUUCUUGUUUGUAGGCCAAGGUUUUAUGAAAGCUGUAUCAAUCUUCAUUUAAAGCAGUGGUUCUGAAACCGGUCCUCAUGGCCCAUGAACAAUCCAGGAUUUAUCUUUUCUUUUUUUUAUUCCAAUGGAGAUGCUGGCAAAUCCUAAAAUGUUGCUUGGUCGUGAGGGCUUGUUUGUGGUCAACUAAUUUAAAGGAACACUUGAUACACCGUACCCUGUAGUGGUAUUGCAUCACUCCAUUAUCUGCAGUCAAGCUGUUUUAGAAUGGUGUGACUUCUUGCAUGGAUCUGCCGGGCGCUGUUCCAACUCUUCCACUACUACUGCUCCGAGCGUUUACGGCUCUUCAUAGCUUGUAGUGGAGGUGGGGAGUAGCACCCAGCGGACAUUUGGUCCAAUUGUUCUAAAACCGUUUUCUUACAAUGGAGUGGCAUAUGGGCACUCCUAGCACCAUAACCACUAGAGUGUGCUGUAGUCCUAGUACUUAGAGUAUUGCUUUAUAUUUAGACUACAACAGCUACUGUUUGCUGUAGUUGUUAUGGUGUUUGGAGUAUUCCUUUAAAUAUACUAGUUUUAGUCCAAUUGCUUUAGCUGGACAGCCUAUCUACAACUUAGUACAAAUGCAUGCUCCGCCAGUAAUGCCUACUACCUCUACAUCCCAUAUUAAGAUGCAUGAAUAAUGCAUGUUACCCUGUAAGACCUAAAUUGUCCUGGUCCUUUGUACAGUGCACACAGUUUGCCUCCUAUAUCUUACACCCACCUGCCCUUUCAUCUGAUUUUUCACCUCUUUGGCCUUCAUGCCUGUCCACUUGUUAUCAUUUAACUCACUUUAGUCUAUGUCAAUGAAACUUAAUAGAUGGUUAUAUCUUGUUUUAUUUCUUCCUUUAGGUAGGCACAAUAAAUUAUAUGCCACCAGAGGCAAUUAAGGAUACCACAUCAUAUGGAGAAAAUGGAAGGCCCAGAUCUAAGGUAUUUUCUUCAUGGUAUUUCCUUUUUAUUUCCUUAAAGCGGCACUGUCAUAGCCGCAUACAGUUGUUUUUUAACCCCGACUCCACUACAUCUAAAUCCACCCAACCCCCUAUUACCUUUUUAAAAAACUUUAUUUUGUGCCUGGACCUAGGUCCUAGGCGCCGCCAUCUUUGUGUGGGCAGAUCAAGGCCCUGUGGGACACGUCAUCUGCCUACGCUAGAUAGCGUUGUAAAAUUCCCGCGCAUGCUUAGUUAAACACUGGGGCUAUUGUUGAAAAUUCGGACGGGAAUUUCGUCAAUUCAUUCAUCAGAAAGACAAAUGAAUAGAAGUGUCAGACGAACAAACGCCCGAAUAUCUGUGUUUUUCAUUUAGUUUAUUACAAGGAGGGAGCUACCGGCAUGCAGCUCCCUCCUUGUAAUAUGUAAAGAUAGAAGCGGCUGGCAGCUGUGCUCCCUGCCACUUCCUAAGCACCCAAGUCCUCCCUCACUCUGUGGGGGUUAAUAUGACCAGGGAGAUUGAAAUCUCCCGAAUGCCCCUAUUAGCAGCAUACCUGAUUGGUUACCUGUAAGGCUCACUAUUUACCUAUCAGAGCACUCUUAUUAUUUGGCUUAAACCAACCAAUCAGAGCACUUUGAGUCAAAUUGCAGGAUGUGGGAAGGAUUUUUAAGCUUUUUCUUUCCCUCACUGGGUGAAGACGUAUUUAUUUUUUAUUUAUUUUUUUUCUUCGCCGGGAUUUUGGAAAAAGACAUCAAAUGGUUAGUAUUUAAAAAAAAAAAAAAAAAAUUUUUUUUUAAAUUAAUUGCUAACACAAAGUAAUCUUGGUCUUUCAGCCUCUUGGUAGAUAGCUCCCUAAUACCAUGUUAAUUAGGGAGCCAUCUACUAAGCGGCUGCAAGAUGUAGCCUCUGCACGGAUCUGUGAUUUUCAUUCAUUCAAAUGAAAUUCCGAACUGACCUAAAAGUACCGAAUAUCGUCCUAACAUGAAUGAACAAACUGGUCUCAUUCUGUGAAAUUCGGUAGUUUUGCCAGCGUUCUGUCUAAAUGACAGGGCGUUCGGAAAUAAUGAAAGUAGGUAUUACGAGAUCACGAAGGAAAGGUGAGAAUUGCGGGAAAAUUGCUCUGACCACAGAAAAUGGAGCACACUUUGCUCCUCCGUUGGUCAAGUGUAGGAAAAAUACAUAAGACAAAAUAGUCCCUACUUUGUCUUAUGUUUUAAAGAAAACUAGAUCAGAUAGGAAGAAAUGAAGAACAGAUCAUGAGAGGAAGAGAAGAAGCGAUUAGGGAAAGGUAAAUUCGGCAUGACAGUGCCGCUUUAAUGGGGAAAUUAACUCCAUACUAUUCUGUAAUGUGUUAUAUAGAUAAUGUAUAAUUAAACCUGGAUGGCUGUGAACAGUGGGCUAACAAGCCUACAUCAAUUUCAGACAAUUAUUACGAUCCUUGUUGGAUGAAGCUCAAGAGUGUUAAGCCAGUAUGGUCCUUGUUGGAUGAAAUCCAUAUUGGUUAAGCCAGUUACCUCCCUGCAUCUAGAGGAGAGACAUAAACUUGUGGUUGGAUUUUCUUAGCAAUGUAAGAUUGGAAAACGUAAUUGUAGCUACAAAAGUAUGGAAACGUUAAAAAUGGGUUGCCUUUAUCAUUAUUCCAUCUUCCAUGCUAGGUCUGGUUAAAAUGAGUUUUAUACUAUAUGAAAGGCUUCUUUCAUAUGGUAAAAAAUACUAUUCUAUUUUGGAUUACUUUGCUGAUUAUUUUCAAAGUCACUUUGAAAAAAUAUUGACAAACACCUAUAAUCUGUAACUUAUUUUUUUGUUUUUCUUUAAAUGUAUAUUAAAUAUUUAGUAAAUAAUUAUCACAAGUCAGUCCAGACACAGCAAUGGGAGUGCCUUAUUGGAAAUUAAUAGGAGAAUUGGGGGGUAAAACUAUUCUCCUCUUCUCUGUAUGUCUUCAUCUUUAUAUUGACUGCCAGGUGAAAAGGACAGAGUUUAUAACAAUGACUGACCGAGAGCCAAGAUAAAGGUACCUAGUUGCAGGAUAGAGAAAUGCUUUUUCUACAUCUUAAUUUGCAUUUUCACAGUGCAUAAGCACACACUUGUUAACUAUAGAUAAGUAAACAAAAAAUUCCAGGCAAUGAUUUAAUAAAAUCAAAUGUCAGUUUUGCUUUGUUUGCAAUUUUAUUUUACUUUGUUGGAAGUUUGACGUGUUUCAAGUAAAUCUACACAUCUUCGUAUUUUAUUGCAGCUCUAUAGGUGUACAAUUUUUUUAUUUAUUUUUUUGACCGCCCUUUUCAUCUUCUCUCUUCUAUGAAUAUGUAUGCAUUGCAGAUUUGGUAAUGUUUUGGGUGUCCUUUGUCCCUUAGUGUCUGCCCUUUUUGGCAUGCAGUCAUCAGUCUGCAGAAUGUCCACAACGCAAUCUCACUUUUGACUUAUUCAAGCAAUUUGACUCUUUAAUUCUAUUCUUGCCAACCCUGCCUUUAUGUAUUUUGCUGUAGUUCUUUUCAUUUGCCAUACGGUGGAGUACUCAUAUGUAUAAUAAAUAGGAAAGCUUAUUACUGGGGUUGUAAUACCAUUGGAUAGCAGAGUGAGGGACAAGGGCCAUGAUCUGGACAUGAAAUGUAGACUGUGAUCACACAAUUCAUAAUGCAAUACUUCAUAAACGUGUAUUAACCAUUGGAUUCUUGGAAGAAAUAACAAUGCAUUUGUUUGCUGUCAAUGGUGACUUUACUAAUGUACCCACAAAUGAUAUAGGAGUAUUUCACUGUAUGUAUUGUACAUAUAAGUCUUUCGCAAAAAAGAAAGUUCUCCAAAUCAGCUAUGCUUUGCAUUUGACUACUUUGGACUUAAAUUUGAAAUUCUCUUUGAAAUCUCACUGUACUGAAUGACCCUAGAGCUAUAUUGUAGGAUUUCACAUUCCUUUCUCAGACUAUACUUUUUAUUAUUUAACGACUAGAGAAGGUUCUUUACAUGAUUCAUUGCUCAUCUUGUUUCGUUUCUUUUCUUUAUGACCAUCUCUUUUUACGAUCUAUGGCUUGUUUAUAUCAAGCACACUUUGCUUUAUGCACUUUUUAUAUACCAAUACUGUUAGUUUUGUUUCCAUAGCAGUGACCUGGGUGAAACAGUGCCUGUGUAACAUACUUGUACAGUGUGUGUGUGUGUGUGUGUGUGUGUGUGUGUAUAUAUAUAUAUAUAUAUAUAUAUAUAUAUAUAUAUAUAUAUAUAUAUAAUUUUUUUUUAAUUUUUUUUUUUUUUUUAAUCUUUUGUAGGAAAAUAUAAAUGGCAUUGAAAUCCUUAUCUCAAUGACUGUUAUAGUCGUUGCAUGACAUCAUUUUGUUGUCAAAUAGAUUACAUUGGUUUUUUUAUAUUGUUUUUCUAAUGGUCGAAAUAUACACAAAUAUCUUUGUUUUAAAGAAAAAUGUUAAAUAACCAUAUAAACGUUUAUAGCUUUCUUUCCGCAUGUUUAAUUUGACUGACUGACUAAUAAGUCUUAGCAGCAUUUUCAUUAAUAACUUAAAGGGACACUGUAGUCACCCAGAGGUCCGGGUACAGUGUUCCUGUCUACCCCUUAGUCCUGCAAUGUUAAACAUAGCAUUUUAGAGAAAUUGGAAUGCUUACUUUGCAGUACUAAGACUGCCUCUAGUGGCUCUCUACCAGACAACAAGUAGUCCUUCCUGGAGUUUCACAGGUUGACGCCUUGAAAGGACACUGAAUGUUCUCUCACUCUCUAUGAAGACAUCCAGUGUCAAGGAAAACACCAUAGCAAACAAAAUAUGUUACUGUGUUAUUUUUUCCUAUUUUGGCACUAUAUAUAUUUUUUUAAUGUUAAUACAUUUAUUAAUUCACACUUAGUGCUAAAGUAUUCAGAUUUUUUCUUUUACCAACUUUUUAUAUUGCUAAAUUACCAGUGGCAAGUACUAUCACUUUCUCAUCCAAGAUGGCAGCCAGAAAUAGAAAAGAUUAGAAAUAAUAGAGGCAACACCAGAAUUAAAAGACAACUGUUACCUCAAAACUUUGAUGUCCUUUUAUCAUGUUUAUAAAGGAAAUACCGUAUAUACUCGUGUAUAAGUCGAUCUCAUGUAUAAGUCGAGUGCAGUUUUGUGACCAACAAUUGUGAAAUAUGCUAUGCCUCGUGGAUAAGUCGAGGGUAAAACUUGGGGCUAUGAAAUUCUGUGAUUUUUAUAAUUAUAUACACACACACUCAUACAAACACACACUCUGCAUUAUAUGCGGACACUCAUACAAACACACACCCUGCAUUAUAUAUACACACACACACUCAUACAAACACACACUCUGCAUUAUAUACACACACACACUCAUACAAACACACACUGCAUUAUAUACACAUACUGUGUAUAUAAUGAAGAGUUUGUGUAGUGUGUGUGAACUGGGUGGGGGGAGGGCAUUUUUAUUUUAAUUUUAAUAUUUUAAUUUUAUUAUUUUAAUUUUUUUUUUGUCCCCCCUCCCUGCUUGUUAACCGGUCAGGGAGGGGGGCUAUCUUAAUCCCUGGUGGUCCAGUAGCAUGGGCUGUGAAGUGGGGGGCCGGCAGGAAGCAUUUACUUACCUUUCCUGCAGCUCCUGUCAGCUCCCUUCUCCUCCGUUCCAGUCAGCUCCACUGUAAGUCUUGCGGUCUGGUUGCCGCGCGGAUUGUUGCCACGGCUCUGACGGCCGCGGCUCUCUAAGUUGCCAUAAUACAGACAGUGACUCGAGUAUAAGUCGAGUGGGGGUUUUUAAGCACAAAAAAUAUGCUGAAAAACUAGACUUAUACUCGAGUAUAUACUGUAAUUAUUUAUUUUUCAUAUACUUCACUUUAAAAACAAACAAAAACAGUUUCUAUAGUCUUUUCUGCUUCUGUGCAAGGAGUGAAAUGGAGAAGAUCAUAAAGGCUGACCAUUUUCAAACACUAUCCAGCCUAAGGUCUAUGUAUAUGGCUGAAGCAUCCUUUCAUAUACUAAAACGAACACUAUAGGGUCAGGAACACAAACAUGCAUUCCUGACCCUAUAGUGUUAAAACCACCAUUUAGGUGGCUUACGAUCUCCCCUCCCCCUUAGUCCCCUUAAAAGUAAUUAAAACGUACCUUUUUUACAGUGCUGUGCGGGUCUGCCAGCACUGGCCCGCCCAGAUACACCUCCUUUGUGACAUCAUAAUUGCCAAUGUUUAGCCAAUUCAAUCCGUUCCCAUCCGGAAAGCAUUGGAUUGGCUAAAAUCGUCAAAAUUUUGGCUAAUAAGCACCUCCUCAUAGAGAUGCAUUCAUCAAUGCAUUUCUAUGAGGACAAUUCAGCGUGGAGACACUAAACGGCAGUGCUGCCUGCUGUGCAGCACUGCCCCAGGAAGCACCUCCAGUGGCCAUAUAUGCUCUGAAAAGGCAGUGUUGGCAUGAAAAUGCCUGCAAGUAAUGAUUAUAGUCACCAGAACAAAUACAAUAAGCUUUAGUUGUUCUGGUAACAAUAGUGUCGCUUAAAAGUAGGCAAGAGGUUUUUUGUUUGUUUUUUUGGUUUUUUUUUUUUUUCUUAUCACGAUUGGAAUAGAAAAGGUGGCUGUAAUUGCAAACACCCUGAAAUUACAUGCAUUAGGAAUGGUAGGCGAUACCACCUAUAAUGUCAAACGUGUAGUGAAAUUAAUUGCAGUCUGUAAAUUUGCUGGCAGUUUAUCAUGGUUCCAGUGGUGGGUGCAAUUUACCGGCAAAAGUUCUCAAAGCUCCAUUUAGAGGGCGGAGUUGAUUAAAGAAUGUCUUUGAGGUCCAAAUGUUUUUCCAUGUAUUCUGAAUUGAAAACUGCCUGUCUUGGUUGGGAUUUGAGAAAGUAGUUCUGAUUGCAACACUUACAGCCUUAAUGAACAGUAGCUUCCAAAAAGUGACCACAUAUUUUAUAUUACCAUUUCUAUUUUUCUAUUUUUUUCUUUUCUUUUUUUUGAAGUAAAUCUCAGACUGCUUUGUUAUAAUUUGCUGCAAUGUAACUGACAGUUUAGUCAUGCAUUUGUGUUGUGAAUGGCUAAUAUUGUCAUUUUUAUUUGUUUCGUUAGCACUUAUUAUGUGGUGUUUUUUUUUGUUUUGUUUUUAUUAAAUACAUUAAUAAAGAGGUAAAUAUUACUUUAACUGGUUUUGAAGCAACACUUUCAUAUUAACCAUUUCCUUCUUGAUUUUAGAUAAGCCCCAAAGGUGAUGUCUGGUCUUUGGGGUGUAUAUUGUACUGUAUGACAUAUGGGAAGACUCCAUUUCAGCAUAUUACUAACCAAAUCACUAAACUACAUGCAAUUUUGGACCCAGGUUAUGAGAUAGAAAUACCUGAUAUUCAAGAAAGAGACCUUCAAGAUGUCCUCAGAGUAAGUUUUUGGUUUGUUUGUUUUUCUUUUGUAUAUAACUUUUUUUUUUUUUUUGGUCUGUUUUUGGGUUUGGAUUUUUUUUUCCCCUAAGCACUAGAAAAGAUUUAUUGGUGCACAGAUUGUUUCCAAAUUCCAUGUAAUGUUUAUAAUGUAAAAUAGUCAUAUUCUUCAAAAUGUGAACUACAGGUUGUUGUUUUUUUUUGGGGGUUGGUUAUUAAUUGUAAAGCUUUUGUAAUUUAUAUUCCGAUUUGUUUCUAUUCCUAGAAAUGUUUAUUGAGGAAUCCUAAGGAACGUAUUUCUGUUGCUGAACUCUUAGUCCAUCCGUAUGUUCAGCUGCCAGGUAUGUAAAUACAUCUUGUUUUUUCUGGAAAUGAGCCUGCUGGUUGAAAAGAGGGAAAUCUUACCAGUCUGAGAAAUGAAGUCCACUUAUGUUAAACAGCUAGAAAACCAAUUGUUCCUAAUCACUCAAAAAACAAACAAACCAUAGACACUUUUUUUUUUUCUCUGUAUGCAUGUACAUUCAUCCCCAGGUAAUUUCUUAUCUGUCUUUGUUCUUUGCUGAUUAAAUUAGCCAUGUAGUAACUAGCAUAGGGCAAACUGAAAUAAUGUCUCCCAAUAUAGUAAUUUUGAUGAGACAUGUAUUGUGGUUUAAUAUCUGCAAUAAAUGAACCAACUUUUUCCAAGGCUUUACUUUGAUUUAAAGGAUCCCUGCUUACUAUGUGUUUUACAGAUGAGAAAGUUCAGAAAGGUGCCAAUGAGGAAAUGAAACGGAUACUUGGAGAACUAAUUGGCCUGAACUCCCCAAAUUCCAUAUCUAGAGCAGCAAGGGUGAGUGUCUUCUCUUCAGUGUGCUAAUAUUACUUAUGGUACAUAAUCACAUAUUAUACAUGAAGCACAAAUUACUAAAUCUGAAAUCUGACAUUUUUUUAGACAAAUCGACAUACUUAAUUGUAUUAAAUAACUGGCCCGGAAAUAGGUUUGCAAAAUUAUUUUCCUGAAAUUGCUUCAAAAUUUAAUUUUGGUAAAUAAGAAAAUCAGAUGAAAUAAGACUUUUCAAUGACGUGUGUGUGUGUGUGUAUAUAUAUAUAUAUAUAUAUAUAUAUAUAUAUAUAUAUAUAUAUAUAUAUAUAUAUAUAUAUAUAUAUAUAUAUAUAUAUGUGUGUGUGUGUAUAUAUUAAAAAAAUAAAAAAAUUUUAAUGGGUGCAAAAAGGAAAUUCUACAAAAAAAUAGCACAUAAUAAUAUACAAAAGGUGUCAUGCACUCAAGUAUGUUGGGUAUUUUCAUUAUUGCAUAUUCAAACAAAACCCCAGAUUAACUGAAUAAAUACACUUACACUUUGCGUCUUUUCUUUUAGCAAUUGUAUGAUCAGUGCAACAGCGGAACGGGCCUUGAUAUAUCUGCAUUUGGAAAACAGGCCAACCAAAACACGUGGACCAUGAAGUGAUGUACUGUAGUUUCAGUCCUAAUCCUAGGACCCUGAUAACCUGCCAUGCCAUGUAUUAUCUUAGUUGCAUUAUUGUUUUAUAAUGGUUUAUAGUGUUCAAAUGUGUAUAAGCACAAAGUAAAUUACUUCUAGCAGUUUUGUAAAUACUAUUUUCUGUGUCUGUAAAUAUUUGUCUUCAGAUUUCCAAGAUUUUUCAUUUGUUUAAACGGAAAGGGUUACUUAUCACUCUAAAUGUUCACCUACUGAGCAAUGCUGCCAGAAAUAAUCUGUUGUGGAAGUGACAUAAUAUGCAACUAGAAAAGGGGUUUGUUUAUUACUGUUCCCUCAGUGACACAGAUCUAUGGGUGUUUUUCAACCUUUUUUGUAGUUAAUGCUUGUUAAACCUGCGCAUGAAUCAGGAGGCCAAAGGUUCAUAGGCCGCAAUUAAUUUAAAAUGUACCCAGAAGAAAGGUAUUUUGAUUCUUAGGUUUGUAUCUUUUAUUCCGUUGGCAAAAGGAUAUUUUAUGGAUAUAACCAUAUUAAAGAAUGAAUGGAGUUAAAAUACUGCUCGUCUAAUGUCACAUUCAAGCCUUCUAUGAUAAUUUGUGGCAGAUGGAUGAAAACGCAUUAGACAUGAUACAGAACAUUUAAAGAAUUGUGAAAUUUCCAUUAACAAUUAGACAGCAGUUUCUUAUUCAACUACAUGAGACGUUCAAUGUAGGAGUUCCAUCACACAAUAUAUAGACCUCCCACUGAAUACCAAGAGAGAACUGUCAGACAGGACUGCAGAAGCAUCAAGCGCAAUUUACUCUUAAAGGGAGACAAUAGUGUUGGCUAUAUUAUUAUUAUUUUUUAUUUUUUUAUAAUCAAAAUUGGUUGUAAACUCAUAUUGGAGCUUUUCAUUUUAAUUAUUUUGUGGGUUCUUUUUCACAGUUCAAAUAGAUAGAAAUUAUAAAACGGAUGGAAUCAUUUUCAUGACUUGGCUUAUACCAUUCAGGGACAUAGUUAAGCAUGUUAAUAAACUAUGGCUAAAAAGGAGAUUGCAGCCAUACCAUUUCAUUACAGCAGUGAUCAAUCAUAGCCAAAGUUCCGCAUCACUGCUCAGACUAAUGAGGAAGUAGCAGCAUGGACAAUUGGGGGGGGGGGGUUAUAAUGUAAACCAAUAGUUUAGAAUCAACCAUAUCAAAUAAAGUAGUUGACCAGCUUUACUAAUAAUCUUAUAUUUAACCAUAGCUAUUUAUGCACUUCAAUAACACAGUGGUGUUUAUUCGGUGUUAAAUCAAAUUGUGAAAUUUAGGCAAAAGUGGCAGAUCUGGCUUUUUUUUUUUUUUUUCAAUCCUUUUUGCAAAUCCGCUUUCUGUUCACGAAAAUUCAGUGUUUAGUGAAUAAACCUCACCAAGCUUGACUUCCCAUUUCAUAGUUCUUUGUUUGUGUUGCAUUGCUCACAGUAUAAUAAGUAAAAAACAAAAAUACCAUAACAUGCCCCUGUAAUGUAUGAUAUCAACAUUUAACAAAAUGUGUUGGCUUUAUUCAUUAAAUGAUAAAUUGUGGUGCAUGUUGACCUAUUGGCCUGGUAUUUGGACCAAAGUUACCAAGAUACUUUCCAACUCUAGCUCUUGAGCCAAAAUUCUGCAUUUUGGUUGCCACUCCAGUGCAGUGAAUAAAUCCAAUCUUUCUAGUGUUACAAGCAAAGUUGUAUAUAAAUGUGAAGAAUGUUUGGAGACUUGUUUUAGAUUUAAGUAUACUCUUUGGUUAUAACGGCAGUAAGACUGGCAAAGCAUUAUGGGAGUUCGACUGCUGAAGAUCUAACCUUAGGCCAUGCCCAACUUAAAAGUAUUACUAGUUGUUCCAAAGAUGCUACCCAACGCACAAGUUUUUUUUUGCUUUCACUUGUCUUUGGGAGGGAUGGCGGGGGGGUUUAACACUGCUAUUUACUUAGACAUCAUUAUUUAGGAACAAAUGUAGUCCUCCAGGGGUUAUGUGCCACCAGUUGUUUGUUUGCUUAGUUUUUAGGGGUUGGUGAAUCUCCUAAUUUGUGACAACUGCUAGAGGCUCCACAAUUUUCUAUUGUUUUCUAUGCUAGUUCAACUCUUUUCUCUUUGUAAAUAUUAUGUAUGUAGCAUGUUAUCCAUUUUGUGUAAAUUCUAACGCUGUCAUGCAAUGUUCAGUCUAGCAAACAUUUUUUUUUUUUUAAAUGUUUUAUUUAUCAAAUUUUAUCAAAUUACAUGUUUGUCUUUUAGAGAAGAUAUUAGACAUAAAACUUUGACAUAUAUGACAUACUUUUCCACAUCAUACAAAACUUUUACUUAUGUGAUCUUGGUUGGGAUAUAUAUUUGUUUCCUUAUUUUCCUUCAUUUGUCCCUUAUAUCCUCCCCCUUCCAUUUUUAUAAAGGGCUACUACUGAGACAUGCAUCAGAGUUUUCCUUUCUAAAAUGAAUCUCCUGUGUUUACUUAGAGUUUGCUUUCUGAUUCACUCUGGGUUCUUUUUCUAUCAUAUCUGUAGGAUGUCUAUAAUUAUAUUCCAUUUAUUUAUUUUAGCUAUAGGAAUUGUUCCUUUUUUACCCAGUUCCAUUAUACAUUGGUAUAACAUCUGAGACUUAAUUUAAUUUUGGGAUCUUUUCCAGUUUCUUGCUAGGACCAAUUUUGAGGACAUCAGAAUGUGUUAUCAUCCUAUUCUCUUUAGACAUUAGGCCAGUCUAAAUGUAGUAAUAAACUCUCUGGUGUAAGAGGUAGUAACACCCCCAGUAGUGUGUGUGUGUUUUCUGUAUAUGUAUAUAUGUGUGUGUGUGUGUGUGUGUGUGUGUGUGUGUGUG